Messenger RNA from Coregonus sp. 'balchen', 45169 nucleotides. The record is from the annotation of a GenBank genome assembly. Lineage: Eukaryota; Metazoa; Chordata; Actinopteri; Salmoniformes; Salmonidae.
CGGUGCAGUGUGGGAACCCGGGGAGCCCCAGUAACGGCCGUGUGUACAGGCUGGACGGCACCACCUACUCUCACUCGGUCACCUACUCCUGUAUGGACGGCUACCUGCUGACUGGCUCCACCACCCGCCAGUGUCUGGCCAAUGCCACUUGGUCUGGCACUGCACCCAACUGCACCAGUAAGUCCUCAUAAACCUACCUCACUGCACCCAACUGCACCAGUAAGUCCUCAUAAACCCACCUCACUGCACCCAACUGCACCAGUAAGUCCUCAUAAACCCACCUCUCUGCACCCAACUGCACCAGUAAGUCCUCAUAAACCCACCUCACUGCACCCAACUGCACCAGUAAGUCCUCAUAAACCCACCUCACUGCACCCAACUGCACCAGUAAGUCCUCAUAAACCCACCUCUCUGCACCCAAAUGCACCAGUAAGUCCUCAUAAACACACCUCACUGCACCCAACUGCACCAGUAAGUCCUCAUAAACCCACCUCACUGCACCCAACUGCACCAGUAAGUCCUCAUAAACCCACCUCACUGCACCCAACUGCACCAGUAAGUCCUCAUAAACCCACCUCACUGCACCCAACUGCACAAUUAUGUGGGAUCAGGAACCUAUCCCCUUUUUAGUGUCAUAAAGCAUGUCAGAGUAAGAGUGCUGAUCUGGGAUCAGAUCCUGCACCAGUCCAUGUCAUCUUAUUCAUUAUGGACUGAAAGGCCUGAGACAUUCUAGGACUAAGGGCACUGGACUUUUUUUUGUACACACAUUUUGAAAAAGCUUAAAACUUACCCGGUGUGCUUAUUAACAGGGCUGUGUGAAAAAUCCUACUGAUAACGGCACAAUCAUUUUUGGGAGAUUUCAAUAUAUAUAGACAGUAGAUAUGACUUAGAUAAAUGUACACAGAUGUAUUUCUAUGUUUGAUUGUGAUCAUUAAUUUUAAUAUAUUUUUCUCUUCAAUUACCUAUUUUGAUCAGGUCAUAUCAUAGAUAGGGGAUAGGGUAAAUUAAUGGACUGAGGCUUAAGACAGAGUUGCAUCCCAAAUGGCACCCUAUUCCCUAUGUAGUGCACUACUUUUCACCAAAGCCCUAUGGACCCUAGUCAAAGGUAGUACACUAUAUAGGGAAAAGGUUGUCAUUUGGAAACCAAAAUCUUGCAUCCUCUCCUCAUGACAUUUCAACAUGCUGCUUCUCUCAUCUAGGAAGGGUGGGCUGGUUUUAAUUGGACUUGUCCAGGCGGCUGAGUCUGAGAGAGGGAUCGAAGUGGGGAGGCUCUUUAAGGUAGCCUGUGGGUUAGGGAUUGAGACAGAGAGAGGAGGGGGUCACACACAGACACCCACACACACACAGUGACUUGGGGGUUGAGAGAGAGGAGAGGUCAGAAGAGCCCUGUGCCCCUGCUCCAGCAAGAUAAGGAAAUCAAUCCCUCUGUGUUUCCGUUACCUGGUGUAUAUUACCAUACCCUCCUCAGCUCUUCCCUCUUCUUCAGAUCCUCCUCGUCGAGUAGACAACACCAGGGAGUCGAUGUGAUUUAAAUCCAGGCUCAGGGGGGAGAGAGAGAGAGAGAGAGAGAGAGAGAGAGCAAGAGAGAGAGCGAGAGAGAGAGCGAGAGCAGAGAGAGAGAGAGAGACGAGAGAAUGAGAGCAAGAGCGAGAGAGAGGUGAGUGAAAGAAAGAGAGGAGAGAAAGUGGAGAAAUCGAGAGGGGAGAAGUAGAAGCCAGAGAGAGAGUAGAAGAUAGAGAGACUACUAGCUAAGCUCGCAUCUCUCUACGCUCCAUAUAUCUCAUAUUAUAGCGAUCGAGCGAGAGAUCGCGACCUACGCGCUCGCCCUCUCUCUCGUCUCUCUCUCGCCCUCUCUCUACUACCUCCGCUCUCUCUCUCUCUCCUAUCUCUCUCUCCUUCUUCCUCACUUACUUCUUCUAACUUCAGGUAGAUAAUUCCUCUACCUCUCCUGGUGUUUCAGAUUCAGUUAAUUCAGAAAUGGAUUACCAGAUCUACAGUGAGGGAAAAUAGUAUUUGAUCCCCUGCUGAUUUUGUACGUUUGCCCACUGACAAAUAAUUUAUCAGUCUAUAAUUUUAAUGGUAGGUUUAUUUGAACAAUGAGAGACAGAAUAACAACAAAAAAAUCCAGAAAAACGCAUGUCAAAAAUGUUAUAAAUUGAUUUGCUUUUUAAUGAGGGAAAUAAGUAUUUGACCCCCUCUCAAUCAGAAAGAUUUCUGGCUCCCAGGUGUCUUUUAUACAGGUAACAAACUGAGAUUAGGAGCACACUCUUAAAGGGAGUGCUCCUAAUAACAGCUUGUUACCUGUAUAAAAGACACCUGUCCACACAAGCAAUCAAUCAAUCAGAUUCCAAACUCUCCACCAUGGCAAAGACCAAAGAGCUCUCCAAGGAUGUCAGGGACAAGAUUGUAGACCUACACAAGGCUGGAAUGGGCUACAAGACCAUCGCCAAGCAGCUUGGUGAGAAGGUGACAACAGUUGCUGCGAUUAUUCGCAAAUGGAAGAAACACAAAAGAACUGUCAAUCUCCCUCGGCCUGGGGCUCCAUGCAAGAUCUCACCUCGUGGAGUUGCAAUGAUCAUGAGAACGGUAAGGAAUCAGCCCAGAACUACACAGGAGGAUCUUGUCAAUGAUCUCAAGGCAGCUGGGACCAUAGUCACCAAGAAAACAAUUGGUAACACACUAUGCCGUGAAGGACUGAAAUCCUGCAGCGCCCGCAAGGUCCCCCUGCUCAAGAAAGCACAUAUACAUGCCCAUCUGAAGUUUGCCAAUGAACAUCUGAAUGAUUCAGAGGAGAACUGGAUGAAAGUGUUGUGGUCAGAUGAGACCAAAAUGGAGCUCUUUGGCAUCAACUCAACUCGCCGUGUUUGGAGGAGGAGGAAUGCUGCCUAUGACCCCAAGAACACCAUCCCCACCGUCAAACAUGGAGGUGGAAACAUUAUGCUUUGGGGGUGUUUUUCUGCUAACUUCACCGCAUCAAAGGGACAAUGGACGGGGCCAUGUACCGUCAAAUCUUGGGUGAGAACCUCCUUCCCUCAGCCAGGGCAUUGAAAAUGGGUCGUGGAUGGGUAUUCCAGCAUGACAAUGUCCCAAAACACACGGCCAAAGCAACAAAGGAGUGGCUCAAGAAGAAGCACAUUAAGGUCCUGGAGUGGCCUAGCCAGUCUCCAGACCUUAAUCCCAUAGGAAAUCUGUGGAGGGAGCUGAAGGUUCAAGUUGCCAAACGUCAGCCUCGAAACCUUAAUGACUUGGAGAAGAUCUGCAAAGAGGAGUGGGACAAAAUGCCUCCUGAGAUGUGUGCAAACCUGGUGGCCAACUACAAAAAACGUCUGACCUCUGUGAUUGCCAACAAGGGUUUUGCCACCAAGUACUAAGUCAUGUUUUGCAGAGGGGUCAAAUACUUAUUUCCCUCAUUAAAAUGCAAAUCAAUUGAUAACAUUUUUGACAUGUGUUUUUCUGGAUUUAUAGACAGAUCAUUUCUUUGUCAGUGGGCAAAUGUACAAAAUCAGCAGGGGAUCAAAAACUUUUUCCCUCACUGUAUGAACUACUGCCUGUCUGUCUGUCUCCAUAUCACCACUAGACAUAUAGACCAUACUGGUUCCUCCAGGCCAGGUUCAUUGCCUUUGAUCGUAUGCCUCUUAGUGCCCAUAUAUGCUUAAACUAGCAGAAUGCUUUGCCUACAGCGUUUUUUUUUUACCGGGCCUGUUUUUAUCUUUACAUUGCUCUCUUUCAUAGAGACCUUGGUUUGCGUCCCAAAAUGGCACCCUAUUUCAUAUAUAGUCUUAGGGCUUUGAUCAAAAGUAGUGCGCUAUAUAGGGACUAGGGUGUCAUUUUGGGACGCAUUCCUUGCCUGUGGCAUGUUAAACUAGGAAUGAUUGAUGUGUCUUUACAUGUGUUUAUUGAGCAGGCUGAGAAGGGUGACGCAUGGUUGCAAUCCGGGGGUGGAGUCAUAUUAGCUCCGAUGAUUGAUUCUGAAGCAUCAUUCACACGUUUUUCCGCAAAAGACACAAAAUGUAUGGCAAACGUGAUUCCGGAAUUGAUACAUAAAUCAAUAGGGGGAAACUUUUUUCAAAAAUGAAAAAUAAAUAUGUAAAGUACUUUUGGGGUUUGUUGUUGUCAGCCACGGGGAUCACAGAACUACUAAUGUGUUUCUUUUACCUUUUCAUCUGAAUUCCCAGGUAAAAGGUAAAAGACUCUGUAAACAUGCAUCGUUCUAUUUUCUGCUCUCUGCUUUCCUCCCUAUAUUCCGCUCCUGUUUGUUCAUCCAUAGAACAGAAGGGAGUGAUAGUUGUAAAAGAUCGACAGAAUUGAUUAUGGAAGUUAAACUCAGGAGACCCCCGUAUGAGAACACAGCUUCCCCUGCUUACAGCUAUUGAUUUUCCCCCGUGAUAGUGAGAUCUAUCAUUGUGAAUAAAAGAGGCGAGGUGGUAUCUCCUCAGUGGAGAUAUCUGUUGCUGGCUGCAUAAAUGGGUCAUUUCAGAUGAUUUGUGGAUUAGGUUUCCCGCCAAUUGUUUUCACAGCCCAAUACAUAUCUCACACCGGACCCACAAUGGGGCCUAAAUCGCACUUCGACAGCCGUCAUAGAUUUCACCAUCUAUAGCACAAAAGAGCCAGAAAACAUAAUGGUUUGUUACAGAGUAAAGUGUCGGACUGGGUAUGUGUUGUCUUUGUUAUGUGUUUGUUUGCCGCAACCAAGUACUCUGUGUCACUGAGUCACUCUUUUGUCCCCUUCCUUCCUUCCUUCCUUCCUUCCUUCCUUCCUUCCUUCCUUCCUUCCUUCCUUCCUUCCUUCCUUCCUUCCUUCCUUCCUUCCUUCCUUCCUUCCUUCCUUCCUUCCUUCCUUCCUUCCUUCCUUCCUUCCUUCCUUCCUUCCUUCCUUCCUUCCUUUCUUUCUUUCUUUCCAUCACAGUGAUCAAUUGUGGCGACCCUGGGGUUCCAGCCAAUGGGAUGAGGUAUGGAGAGGACUUUGCUAUUGGUCAGAACAUCACCUUCCUGUGUGCACCGGGAUACACCAUGGAGGCCGAUAGCUCGCCCGUACGCACCUGCACCUCCAACGGUACCUGGAGUGGCAUCAUGGCAUCCUGCAAAGGUGAGGCCUAGCAACACAUGUGUAGCAUGAUGUACUUCAUUACCCAUAAUGCUCUGUGGAACAUAUCUUAAUAACAUUCUGGCAUCAUGACAUCCAUGACACUCAGGCUAUGCCUGAAAUUGUACCCACUUCACUUUAGAGGGUACUACUUUUGGCCAGAACCCUAUGAGCCUUUGGUUCGUUUCUCUUACUACUUCAAUUUGAGUGUUGGAAUAUAUGUAUCUACACCUUAGAAUAUAGUUCAAUGAUGCCCAGUCUCAGGGAGUAACUAAUCAAGGUUGGCAUUGUCCCUUUUCUCUAUUGAAACCAGAGUUUCAAUACAGAUUGUUAAAGCUUAUUCACAGUAACAUAAACACCUGCUGGUUCCAUUCAAACACUGGUUGCCUGAGCAACAGUAGCCCAGAUGUCAUUAUGUCCUGUUCAAAUUCAGGAUAGCAUUGUGCUUUGGUUUGUUAUUGUAAUAUCCUGUCUUGUUGUUAUUGUUGUUGUUGACACUAUAGGCCAGGCAGAAAAGGUUUCUCUUCUUCAUAAAAAGCUUUCUCAACUUGCAUAAAAUGCUGCUUCGUAUUACCAUUAUCUUUGACAAAUUACAAUCAACACAGAUAUCUCCAUCCAUUUGUACAGGUUAUAGUUUAAUCUCUUGGCUCUGUGAGAGUGUGUGUUGUGCAUACAGAUGUAAUAGCUGCAGAGUGAUAUCUUGUUGCAGUACAUUCUUAUGAUGCACAGUUGGAUCUAUGAAUAUGGAUGUUAAAAGGUUGUGUGUGUGUGUGUGUGUGUGUGUGUGUGUGUGUGUGUGUGUGUGUGUGUGUGUGUGUGUGUGUGUGUGUGUGUGUGUGUGUGUGUGUGUGUGUGUGUGUGUGUGUGUGUGUGUGUGUGUGUGUGUGUGUGUGUGAGUGCGGUGUGUGGUGUGUGUGCGUCUUUACGUGUACUGUAUAAGUAUGUGAGAAUAUCUGUGUUCUAUACCUGUGAAAUGCAGGAGCUGUCACAGCAGCUGUGAAACCACUGCAUAAACACAUUAUUCAUUAGCUUAGUACAAGGCAAGCUGGUCUGCUCUCAAUGGACGGCCCACCAAGCAUGUCCAAUACUAAUUCAGAAUAUUAAUACAACAUUUGGGAAUUUUUUACAUGUUUAUUACCUUUAUUACCGGAGCACAGAGAUGACAAUAAGAGUAGCCAAUCAUAAAAAAGCUCCAUUGAGCUGGACAAAUGUGUUUGUUUAUAUAGUCAAUAAUAAUUGACACCCCUGCCCAGCACCCACCAAGCAUAGUCGCUAAUCUACAAACACUGAGAUUUCCCCCCUUCAAAAUAGAAUCCUAAUUCUCCUGGAUUACCCCUCUCUGAACUCUGCAUAUCCCCCUCGUGAUGUUUCUGCCAAACGCCUACCUACAGUGAUGUUUCCGCCCAAACGCCUACCUACAGUGCUGUUUCUGUUAUCCAGUGAGAGGAGUAUCCAUGGUGCACUAUUUUGGAAAUCUUACUGCUAUUCGGUGAGAGGAGUGUGUUUAUCGUACAGUCUGCUGGAAAAUAUAUUUCUGCCCACAGUGUUCUGGAAAGCCCUAUCUGCUGUUACUCUAAUUAAGUGAGAGGAGGAGAGUGUUUGGCAGAACUCAGUGUGAAUAACAGACCAGAGAGAGAGACUCACUCUACAGAGUGCAACAUGAGUCAUCCAGCCUAGCCCUCUCACCCACUCGAGCGUGGCGUAGGCUGGGGCGCAACGAGACUCCCAGGCAGCUCUCAGACAAACAAACAGUCCCUUUGACUCUCUCUGCCUCCCUGACGUCGCCCCCCCCCCCCCCCCCCAACACUUUCAUGUUUGUUUAGACAGUCAUUGGCUGCACCCCAAAUGGCACACUAUUCCCUAUAUAGUGCACUACGUAGCUAUUUGGGAUACAGUCAUCAUGACACCCGGAGGCUAGUGCUCUGAGAGAAAGACAUUAGUUCUGUUUCAGUUAGACAGCUGGUAUUAAAUGUCCACUAAGGGUGAGACUAUAUAACUAUAGUACAUGGUUAUGCUUGGCAAAGCCACAAAUAUUCCUUAGGCCUAAUUUUUUUGUUGUUGUUGUUGAGAAUGUGUGUUGUUUUAGUUGUUAGCCCAGCUGUGGCCCUUUUCCAAAGGUUUCUUGUUUGUUCGCUGUUUGCUUUUAUGCCAUGAAUGGUAAAGUAUGAUUCAUGCCUAAUUGAUUAAUGAUAUUCCUUACAGGGAUAACGAGGGUUAAGUAAGAGAGUAAUUCAGCAUUAACUACAGUAUUACUCAGAAAGUAAACUCCCUCUCCCCUGUGCCUUUCUGUCCUCCAUCCUCUCUCCCCCUGUCCUCUCUCCAACUACACCCACCCUCUUCCCUCUUUCUCACCCCUCUCUCCCUCUCCUCUCCCCCAUAGCGGUGACCUGCGCGGCACCCUCUGUCAUCUCCAAUGGGGUCCUGGAGGGUACAGACUUUGAGUGGGGCACUAGCGUGAGCUACAGCUGCUCCCCCGGGUAUGAGCUGUCCUUCCCUGCCAUCCUCACCUGCGUGGGCAACGGCACCUGGAACGGAAUGGUGCCUCAGUGCCUACGUGAGUAGCACGCACCUCUCCUCUUCUCUCCUGUUCUUUUGUUUUCUGUUGUUUUGUGCUCCUCUCUCUCUCUCUCUCGCUCUCUCUCUCUCGCUCUCUCUCUCUUGCUCUCUCUCGCUCUCGCUCGCUCUCUCUCUCGCUCUCUCUCUCGCUCUCUCUCUCGCUCUCUCUCUCGCUCUCUCUCUCGCUCUCUCUCUCGCUCUCUCUCUCGCUCUCUCUCUCGCUCUCUCUCGCUCUCUCUCUCGCUCUCUCUCGCUCUCUCUCUCUUGCUCUCUCUCGCUCUCUCUCUCGCUCUCUCGCUCUCUCUCUCUCGCUCUCUCUCUCUUGCUCUCUCUCGCUCUCUCUCUCGCUCUCUCUCGCUCUCUCUCGCUCUCUCUCUCGCUCUCUCUCUCGCUCUCUCUCUCGCUCUCUCUCUCCCUCUCGUGUUGUUUUCCACUCCUUCGCAUAUCGAUGCAACUUCACACUCUCUGCAGUAGUACUAACACUCAGUGUACCUGUGAAAUUGACAUUUUGUCGCAUUCUUCAUGUACUUGUUUCCUUGUUCCAGUUUGAAAAAUAUGUCCACGGUAUCUAUAGUUUUAUGACUCCAUAGAUAGUCAGUGACUUUUGGUGGUGAUUUGAUUUUAAAACCAAUUGCCUAAUCUUUAUUAGAAAAGGUUAGAAAAAAGGGUAGCACUUUAGAUUACAGUGCUGAAAUAACAGGGUAAAAACAGGGAAAUAACAGCAAACAACAGGGAAAUAACACGGUAACAACAGGGUACAAACGUGGUAAUAACCCAUUCAUAGUUAGUAUAUAGCUGCUAAAUAACGAUGUAAAAUGUGCCAAAACGAUAUAGUAUGAAGACUUUUACUGGUUGUUAUGUAGAAAUAAUUAUUCAUUACAUUAUUAAGAACUAUAAAUAGCGGGUAAUAAGCACAAACUAUGUAGUAAGUAUUCAAGGCUAUGUCACCUUUUCUCAGCAGAUACAUACAAACUAUGAACAGUUUAUUACCGUGUUGUUAUCUUGUCGUUUCCUGCUAAUUGCCUGUCGUUUCCUGUUAAUUCCCAGUCGUUUCCUGUUAAUUCCCUGUCGUUUCCUGUUAAUUCGCUGUCGUUACCGUGUUAAUUCCCUGUCGUUACCGUGUUAAUUCCCUGUCGUUACGUGUUAAUUCCCUAUCGUUACGUGUUAAUUCCCUGUCGUUACCGUGUUAAUUCCCUAUCGUUAUGUGUUAAUUCCCUGUCGUUACCGUGUUAAUUCCCUGUCGUUACCGUGUUAAUUCCCUGUCGUUACCGUGUUAAUUCCCUGUCGUUACCGUGUUAAUUCCCUAUCGUUACCGUGUUAAUUCCCUGUCGUUACCGUGUUAAUUCCCUAUCGUUACCGUGUUAAUUCCCUAUCGUUACCGUGUUAAUUCCCUGUCGUUUCUUGUUAUUUCCCUGUUGUUGCUGUGUUAUUUUCCUGUUAACGCGUUAUUUCCUUCUUGUUAACGCGUUAUUUCCCUGUUGUCUCCUGUUAUUUCCCUUUUGUUACCUUGUUCUUUCCCUGUUGUUUCCUGUUAUUUCCCUUUUAUUACUGUGUUGUUACCUUGUCGUUUCCUGUUAUUUCGCUGUCGCUACCGUGUUAAUUCCCUGUUGUUACCGUGUUAUUUCUCUGUCGUACCACGUUAUUUCCCUGUUGAUACCGUGUUAUUUCCCUGUCGUUUCCUGUUAUUUCCCGGUUGUUACCGUGUUAUUUCCCUGUUGUUUCUGUGUUACUUCUCUCUUGUUUCUUGUUAUUUCCAUGUUGUUACCAUGUUAUUUUCCUGUUGUUACAUAUUCUUUCCCUGUUGUUUCCUGUUAUUUCCCUUUUGUUACCGUGUUCUUUCCAUGUUGUUUCCUGUUAUUUCCCUUUUGUUACCGUGUUAAUUCCCUGUUGUUACCAUGUUAUUUCCCUGUCGUUACCGUGUUAUUUCCUUGUCGUUAUUUCACCUUUUCUCAGCAGAUACAUACAAACUAUGAACAGUUUAUUACAGUGUUGUUACAUUGUAAUUUCCUGUUAUUUCCCUGUCAUUACCGUGUUAUUUCGCUGUUGUUACCAUGUUAAUUUCCUGUCAUUACCGUGUUAAUUCCCUGUCGUUACCGUGUUGAUUCCGUCAUUACCAUGUUAAUUCCCUGUCGUUACCGUGUUAUUUCCCUGUUGUUACUGUGUUAUUUCCCUGUAAUUUCCUGUUAUUUCCCUGUUGGUGCCGUGUUAUUUCCCUGUUACCAUGUUAUUUCCUUAUUGUUACAGUGUUAUUUCCCUGUUGUUUCCUGUUAUUUCCCUGUUACCGUGUUAUUUCCGGGUUGUUACUGUGUUAUUUCCCUCUUGUUUCUUAUUUUCCUGUUGUUACCAUGUUAUUUCCCUGUUGUUACUGUGUUAUUUCCCUGUUGUUGCUAUGUUAUUUCCCUUUUGUUACCGUGUUCUUUCCCUGUCGUUACCAUGUUAAUUCCCUGUUGUUACUGUGUGUAUUCCCUGUCGUUACCAUGUUAUUUCCCUCUUGUUACCGUGUUAUUUCCUUGUCGUUAUUUCACCGUUUCUAAGCAGAUACAUAAACUAUGAACAGUUUAUUACCGUGUUGUUAAAUUGUCAUUUCCUGUUAUUUCCUGUUAUUUCCCUGUCAUUACCGUGUUAUUUCGCUGUUGUUACCAUGUUAAUUCCCUGUCAUUACCGUGUUAAUUCCCUGUCAUUACCGUGUUGAUUCCGUCAUUACGUGUUAAUUCCCUGUCGUUACCGUGUUAUUUCCCUGUUGUUUCCUGUUAUUUCCCUGUUAUUACUGUUAUUUCCCUGUUGGUGCCGUGUUAUUUCCCUGUUACCAUGUUAUUUCCUUAUUGUUACAGUGUUAUUUCCCUGUUGUUUCCUGUUAUUUCCCUAUUACCGUGUUAUUUCCCGGUUGUUACUGUGUUAUUUCUCUCUUGUUACUGUGUUAUUUCCCUCUUGUUUCUUGUUAUUUUCCUGUUGUUACAGUUUUAUUUCCCUGUUGUUUCCUGUUAUUUACCUUUUGUUACGUUCUUUCCCUGUCAUUACCAUGUUAAUUCCCUGUCGUUACUGUGUGAAUUCCCUGUCGUUACUAUGUUAUUUCCCUGUAAUUUCCUGUAAUUUCCCUGUUAUUACUGUGUUAUUUCCUUGUCGUUAUUUCACCUUUUCUAAGCAGAUACAUACAAAUUAUGAACAGUUUAUUACCGUGUUGUUACAUUGUCAUUUCCUGUUAUUUCCCUGUCAUUACCAUGUUAUAUCGCUGUUGUUACCAUGUUAAUGCCCUGUCAUUACCAUGUUAAUUCCCUGUCGUUACGUGUUCUUUCCCUGUUAUUACUGUGUUAUUUCCCUGUAAUUUCCUGUAAUUUCCCUGUUAUUACUGUGUUAUUUCCCUGUUGGUACUGUGUUAUUUCCCUGUUACCAUGUUAUUUCCUUAUUGUUAGUUUUAUUUCCCUGUUGUUUCCUGUUAUUUCCCUGUUACCGUGUUAUUUCCCUCUUGUUUCUUGAUAUUUCCCUGUUACUGUGUUAUUUCCCUGUUUUUUCUUGUUAUUUCUAUCUUAUUACCGUGUUAUUUCCCUGUCAUUACUAUGUUAUUUCGCUGUCGUUACCAUGUAAUUCCCUGUCAUUACCGUGUUGAUUCCCUGUCGUUACCGUGUUAAUUCCCUGUAAUUUCCUGUAAUUUCCCUGUUAUUACUGUGUUAUUUCCCUGUUACCAUAUUAUUUCCUUAUUGUUACCGUGUUAUUUCCCUGUUACCGUGUUAUUUCCUGGUUGUUACUGUGUUAUUUCUCUCUUGUUACUGUGUUAUUUCCCUCUUGUUAUUUUCCUGUUGUUACCGUGUUAUUUCUCAGUUGUUGCCAUGUUAUUUCCUUAUUGUUAGUUUUAUUUCCCUGUUUCCUGUUAUUUCCCUGUUACCGUGUUAUUUCCUGGUUGUUACUGUGUUAUUUCCCUCUUGUUUCUUGAUAUUUCCCUGUUACCGUGUUAUUUCCCUGUUGUUAAAGUGUUAUUUCCUUCUUGUUACUGUGUUAUUUCCCUGUUGUUACCGUGUUAUUUCCCAGUUGUUACGGUGUUAUUUCAAAGUUUUAACCAUGUUCCCUGUUGUUUUUUGUUAUUUCCCUAUUACCCUGUUAUGUCAGCACUGCAUACUAAAGUGCUACUGAAAAAGGUUAUGUGUCUUUUGUGGGUUAUAGUUCUGUUUUUCAGUUCAAGCAGGUGAUCUUGGUAUCCGACACUGCAGUUGAAACAAAUGGCUUCAGAAUGAAUGCUACACUGUCACCUUGCUCUCCACUGUGGAGGAACAAAAAAAAAUCUCAAGGUUCUUGGUGUCAUUGGUUGGUUGAUUGACAGCUGAGUUAGAGGAGGAAGCGGCCAUUCAUAAGGCCCUUGGUCUGGUCUGACGAUCUUCCCCCUGUUGUAGGGACAUCAGUCACCCGCGAUCGUUUGGGCAUUAAUGCCCCUCGAGUCUCCAUCGCUUUAAUUUGACCCAAAAUGAAGGGGAACAGUGAUGUACUGCAGAUAAGAUGGUAAAUUGAAUUGAAAAGACAAGCAGAGGCCUUCCAUUAAAGGGCAGGUGAUGGGAGGCAGGAGGUGAAAGGCUUCCACCAUGAUGAGCAGCUGUGCCCAAUGACAGACAGGUGGACAGCUGCUGAAUCAUCCCAAAAAGUAUGAGCAAGACAAACACACACACACAGCAAUCACCCUAAUACACAAUCCAAAAUGUCCAACACACACACACACACAACAAUCACCCUAAUACACAAUCCGAAACAUCCAAACACACACACACACACACACACACACACACACAGCAAUCACCCUAAUACACAAUCCAAAACGUCCAAACACACACACACACUAACGCGCACUCACACGGACACACACGGACACACAAACACACACACACAACCACACUUAUACAAUCACAUACACAUGCACACACACAUUCACAGAACUAAAGGGAGAACAAGUCACUCUACAUUAGGUGGUCUAAGACUAAGGUUAUAUAUUUUUGGCAGAUUUUCUCAAACCAAUGCCAUCUCCUUGGAACUCGGCUCCAAAGUUACAAUGUCUGCUGCGUUUACAAUAGCGGAUUUGUGAAAAGCCUUUGUUUAAAAAAGUUUCUGUCUUGCUGAGACAAGGCUUCAGUCCCGUUGUUAGAAGUAAUUAUAAAUAAUACAGUGGAAUUAACUCAGAUGGCACUGUUUUUUUUUCUCUCCACUGCCUUUUUACGACUCAGAAACAUUAGAAGGCAUAUUUGAACAUCAGAGGAUCCAACCAUCUUUCCUACACCUAUUGAGGAUUCUGUCUCUAGCAUACAGCAAGCCAGGGAAUCAUAAUUCACCUAUAAGUUCAUAACUCAGAGACCUUAGAAAGCACAUUUGAACAUCACAGGACCCAACCAUAAAUUCUACACCUGGAGAAUCUUCUAUACAGAAAGACACCCAGGGAAUCAUAAUUCACCCACCCGCCUCCAUGUUUAGUUUACCUACUUGUCUCUCAGCAUCUGCCAUCCUGUCUGUCAGUCUCCGUAUGACAGAGUGAAGAACGGCGGGGAUAAUCAUUAUUAAUCUACACAUAAUUAAUUAGUUCUUAUCUGCCUGCCCCAGUGGGUCAUCAGACAGGGCUUCAAACGAGAGUGGGUGAAGGGGAGGAGGGGUGGAGGGGAGGAGGGCUGGAGGGGUGGAGGGGGUGAAGGGGAGGAGGGUGUAGAGGGUAGGAGGGCUGGAGGGCUGGAGGGGGGGGAAGGGGAGGAGGGUGUAGAGGGUAGGAGGGCUGGAGGGGAGGAGGGUGUAGAGGGUAGGAGGGCGGGAGGGGAGGAGGGUGGUAGAGGGUAGGAGGGCUGGAGGGCUGGAGGGGGGGAAGGGGAGGAGGGGUGUAGAGGGUAGGAGGGCUGGAGGGGUGGAGGGGUGGAGGGGAGGAGGGUGGUAGAGGGUAGGAGGGCUGGAGGGAUGAAGGGGAGGAGGGUUGUAGAGGGUAGGAGGGCUGGAGGGCUGGAGGGGAGGAGGUUGUAGAGGGUAGGAGGGCUGGAGGGGUGGAGGGUGGAGGGGAGGAGGGGUUGUAGAGGGUAGGAGGGCUGGAGGGUGGGAGGGGAGGAGGGUUGUAGAGGGUAGGAGGGCUGGAGGGGUGGAGGGGAGGAGGGUGUAGAGGGUAGGAGGGCUGGAGGGGUGGAGGGGAGGAGGGUGUAGAGGGUAGGAGGGCUGGAGGGCUGGAGUGGGGGAAGGGGAGGAGGGUGUAGAGGGUAGGAGGGCUGGAGGGUGGAGGGGUGGAGGUGUGGAGGGGAGGAGGGUGUAGAGGGUAGGAGGGCUGGAGGGGUGAAGGGGAGGAGGGUGUAGAGGGUAGGAGGGGUGGAGGGGAGGAGGCUGUAGAGGGUAGGAGGGCUGGAGGGUGGGAGGGGAGGAGGGUGUAGAGGGUAGGAGGGCUGGAGGGUGGAGGGGUGGAGGGGAGGAGGGUGUAGAGGGUAGGAGGGCUGGAGAGGUGGAGGGGAGGAGGGUGUAGAGGGUAGGAGAGCUGGAGGGGUGGAGGGGAGAGCAUGUUAAAAGGUCAGUAAAUCAUCAAGGUAGUUCUAAUACCCCAUCCCCGCCCUUCAGAACACUGGAGCAAUGUGCAGCAGCGGCUAUGGGAAUUAAAUAAAGUAUGGCUGCCUGUGACUUUGUAAACUUGCAGGCAGCACACUUAUUUUUAUUAUCCUCUUCUUCUUCCUCUUCUUCUAUUUCUUCUUCUCUCUCUACAUCUCUGUCUACUCUCUCUGCUCUCUCUCUCUUCCUCUUUCUCUCUUUUUUAUAUCUUGACAGUGUAUCUAUUAUUCAUCAGGAAAAAGUCAAGUUUGUAGUCCUCCCAGUUCCCAGACAGUAAAAGAGGGAGUCUUGCUUGGCACAUUUAUAAUGUAUCAGCCAAGCAUGACGUCAACAUCUAUUAUUGAUUCUUCCUGGACAGACCAAGUGUUUGCUGGACAGCCACAGAUGGUCAGCACUCAAUGACCGCUUUGAGCCCUUUGAGGGUUGAUGUUAUUCAUGUCUGUCUGGUCUGUAAGACUCCAUCUUCUUCUCCCAUGGUGCCUCCCAGGAUCGCAGAUACAAAGAGAUACUGUGGCAGGAGGAGUUAAAUAAAACCCGCACAGGGGCAAAACCCAGUGACUUUACUCUUGUGUGGGUAUUUUGACGUUUCUAAUUUGAUCUGGUCUGAUUUCCGCUCUCUUCUUGCUAAAGUUCAAUCAAAACCGCACUGGGGGGAAACCCGGUAACAUUGCUCCUGUGUGUUUUUUGAACGUUUAUUUUGAUCUGCUAUUGUUGAUCUGUUGUUGUAGCCAAGUUCUGUGGGGACCCUGGUGUGCCUUCCUAUGGCUCCAGAGAGGGACGCAGCUUCAUCUACCAGUCAGAGGUGUCGUUCAGCUGUAGCGCCCCCUAUAUCCCGGUGGGCUCCACUACACGCAUGUGCCAGUCCGAUGGCUCCUGGAGCGGAUUCCAGCCUCGCUGUAUAGGUAAGCAUCUACUGUGUGUGUGUGUCUGUGUGUGUGUGCCCGUGUCCCACAAAGCGUGAGGGUCACACAGCAUAUAUAACUGGGUGUACAACUGUCCUUUGUGUGAUACUUGGUCCCAAAGCUUCAUUACUCCAUUUCUUUUUUUGUUUUACACAAUAUGUUUUGUAUGCUCAGUGUAUAUACACACUCCUAACCUUUCUGUCCCUCUUGAGAGUACAUCAUCUCUGUUUCCUAUUUCUAGCGUUCUUUGCGUGCCUUAAAGCACAGCUUGUAAAGUAUUUAACUACGUCAAACAACAGGAAUCAAUGUCCUCCCUCUGACACUGGGCCACCCGAGGUAUACCAAGGCUACGUCCCAAAUGGCACAUUAUUCCCCAUAUAGUGCACUACUUUUGACCAGAGCCCUAUGGGCCCUUGUCAAAGUAGUGCACUAUAAUGGGUGCCAUCUGGGACACAGCCCUAACCUCCACACACAUCUCUUAUUGAUAAGUUUAUUCCAGAAAAGGCAGGGUCAUUCCUUUUAGUGCCCUCCGAGGGAAGAGAGUGUGUUGACAGAGGAGAAGAAUGGAGCCUGCCCAGAUAUGAAAUGUGUAAGAAUGGCUGUAGGGGGAUUCAGUUACAUCGCCACCCGAGUGGCGCAGUGGUCUCUGCAUCGCAGUGCUAGCUGUGCCACUAGAGAUCCUGGUUCGAAUCCAGGCUCUGUCAUAGCCGGCUGCGACCGGGAGACCCAUGGGGCGGCACACAAUUGGCCCAGCGUCGUCCAGGGUAGGGGAGGGAAUGGCCGGCAGGGAUGUAGCUCAGUUGGUAGAGCAUGGUGUUUGCAACACCAGGGUUGUGGGUUUGAUUCCCAUGGGGGGCCAGUCUGAAAUAAAUAAAUAAUGUAUGCACUCAGCUCUGGAUAAGAGCGUCUGCUAAAUUACGUAAAUGUAAUCAGGGGCACUCACUACUGACAUUCUACUGGCCCUAGCCUUCAGAGCUGGCUGAUACCAUUGUCUAGUUUCAGUGCUAGCUGUAGCAUAUAUUCGUAUAAAUCUUUUUCCCAAAAGGGUUCUAUGUGGAGGGAUAGGGUUCUACAGAGAACCAUUUUUGAUCUGAAGAACCCUUUCUGGAAGACAAGGGUUCUUUGAAAGGAAAAGGGUUCUACCUAUAAUUUUUUUAUAACUGUUUUUGGAAGAAAGGGUUCUUUGAUGAUUCUUUGGAAGGCAAGAAGGGUUCUUUGGAAGGCAAGAAGGGUUCUACAUAGAGCCAUAUAUCAUAUUUCCCAGCAUGCUCUAUUGCAGGGUGAUUUUCAGAAUUGUUUGUUUUAAUAUCCGUAUUUCUGCAUGUACAGUGAGCUCCAAAAGUAUUGGGACAGUGACACAUUUUUGGUUGUUUUGGUUCUUUACUCCAGCACUUCGGAUUUGAAAUGAUACAAUGACUACGAGGUGAAAGUGCAGACUGUCAGCUUUAAUUUGAGGGUAUUUUCAUCCAUAUUGGAUAAACCGUUUAGAAAUUACAGCACUUUUUCUACAUAGUCCCCCAUUUUAGGGGACCAAAAGUAUUUGGAAAAAUUCACUUAUAUGCGUAUUCAAGUAGUAAAAAGUUAAGUAUUUGGUCCCAUAUGCAUAGCGCGCAAUGACUACAUUAAGCUUGUGAAUAAUGAUCUUGAAUAAUGAUGAGUGAGAAAGUGACUCCAAAAUGACACCAUACAUUAUUUACCAUUCAUUUCUAUUGGGUACAAAAUCAUCUGAAACACAACCAAAACAAACAGCAAAUGCAUCCAACAAAUGUGUAGAAUCACAAGCUUGAUGUAGUCAUCGUGUGCUAUGAAUAUGGGACCAAAUACUUAACUUUUUACUACUUUAAUACACAUAUAAGUGAAUUUUUCCCAAUACUUAAAAAAAAUGGAAUAACACAUGGCCUCUCAUGUAUUAUUGCUUAAAUAAGCAUCUGAAUUGUUUGGAUUCAAAAACUGAGUUGUUGACCAAUAGUAUUACUGUAAAGUUAACCUCCAAUCAGAUAUCAGACCUACAGGAUGUAACCUCUGCUUCUCAGAGGUGUGACAAUGGGGGUUGGAGAGAUAAUGAGGCAUUCACUCCCCCUUAACGUCACACCCCCUUCUCAAAAUAUCUCAGAUCCCUUUGAAGUGAGUAACUCAGCUUACUCCCUGUGAUGACUCACAGUGUGAUGGUGGGUAUUGAUCCACAUGCCUUUUAUAGAACCAACCACACAAUCUGGAUAUAUUUAGGGCCAGUCUCCCAGACACCUUUUAAGUCUAGGACUAGGCUUAAUCUGUAUGUUCAGUUGAAAUAUUCCAUUGAAAUUGCUUUUAGCCCAGGGCUAAACUUAAUCUGUAUGUUCAGUUGAAAUCUUCCUUUGAAAUUGGUUUUUAGCCCAGGACUAGGCUUAAUCUGUAUGUUCAGUUGAAAUCUUCCAUUGAAAUUGCUUUUUAGACCAGUACUAGGCUUAAGACUAGCCCGUGGGCUUUGUUGUCACUAGGGUUGCAAAAUUCCGGUAACUUUACCACAAUUACCAGGUUUUUCUAGAAAUGCUAAUUGGAGUAUUCCCGGAUUUCCUGCUUAUUCCAUCCUAUUCCAAAACUUGGGAAUUUUUAGAAAGUUACUAGAAUGUUGCAACCCUAGUUGUCACUCAUAUCAUAUAGUGUAUGUUUGAUGCCCUCCCUUUCCUGGCAUCUUUAACUUACCUGCUGUCUUCAUAUCUGUAAUUAUCUAUCUAGUGUCUGUGAGUCUUCUCCUGAAUCCUUAUCUGAUUAAGCACCUCAUCCAGGUCCCUAAAGGAGACACUCUCCACACAUCAAUAUGACUAACUGAUAAUUGUCUUUAUUUCACUAAUGAAUAUUCAAGUCAUAGGCCCCUUUUGUCACUGAAUUAUAAAACCAUUAGCAACAAGUCAAUUGUUAUCUGUUUAGUACUGGGUAACCGUGUAUUGUACUACACAAAUUAACAUUGAGAGUAGCCUGAGUUUAAAUACAGUAUAGCUCAUUAUGGUGGCUGUAAUUUAUGGCCGCUGGAAGACAUUGAAUUUCUUCUCUAAUUCACCUGUGUGUCAUUGAACACAUAAUAUAGGUGUGAUUGAUUGAUGUGGCCCCACACAGGAACUGGGAAAUGGUACACUCAAAUGUAAACACUGAUAAAUCAUUGAUAUGGGGCGAUAGGUAGUCUAGCGGUUAGACCGUUGGGCCAGUAACCGAAGGUUGCUAGUUCCAAUCCCCGAGCCGACUAGAUAAAAAAAUCUGUCAAUCUGCCCUUGAGCAAGGCACGUAACCCUAAUUGCUCCCAGGUCGCCGUCAAUAAUGGCUGAUCCCUGGCCAUGACCCCACUCUCCGAGGGUGUCUCAGGGGGAGUGGGAUAUGCAAAAAACAUCACACUCUGUACAGGUUAAACAAGACAAAUAUAAGCACCCCCUAUUUGACCUUUGAAAUCAAUGAGCUUCAAUUAUCAGACUGAUUGGCCUACAGAUGUGUCUAUAUGCUGAAAUAUAGAGGGAAAUAUUUUGACUAGUUUUAAACAGCUAACUAGCUGAUCUAAACAUUGUUUGUGACAUGGCUAUGUCAAUUCUGUUGUCAUAUGCUGUUCAUCAGCUGUCAUGACUGUUUAUGUCAUCUGGUAUGACAGUGCUAUGUAGUCCUUAUCACAUCAAAAUAUGGUUAAAGGGGCAAUCCAUUUUGUUAUUGUUUCAAAAUGCAGAUUGCCCCUUUAACUGUUACCAUAUUGAAAAGGCAUUCUUAUGACAUACAGUUACCUUAAGAUCAUCUUGACUGUAAAUGAUAAGGCAUUGACAAAGUAGUCGCAUAUAAUGUUAUCACAUCACAACAUGGAACACAAAUGUACCGAGGCACAGACAUUAUAGGACAAAUACUGUCUUCAUAAAUAUGUAGUAUUCAUGAAAUGUCAUAUAUUCCAAGACGGACCUCUCAGGAUGAUGAGAAUUGCUUGGGAUGAGAUGUUCCUGCUGUGAGUGUGUGGAGUGGAGAGGGAGGGGAGGGGGUUAUUUGUAUGUGUGACUGAGUCUGAGUGUGUGUGUCUGAGUGUGGGAAGGGAGAGAGGGAGGGAGGGGAGAGGGGGAGGCGGUAUUUAUGUAAUUGAACCAAAACAGGUUCUGUGCAGACAGGCCUCGUUUGAUAGGUGCAAACUAUUGUUUUCACUUAAUUAUGUUACGUUCGCACAAUCAUUUCCCAGACUGACUUUCUGUAUGAUUACGUUUUCAUACAGAAGAGAGGAGGCAGAAACGAUAGUGUUAGCUAUGGCACGUUGCUGUGUGGGUUAGCUAGGCAGGCAGUAGUGGUGGUGGCGUGUGCUGCUGUCAUUUUCUGAGGCUGCAUUGAAUCCAGGUCUAUGCGUCAGGCCGAGGAUGUCCUCUACAUCCUAAUGAUGCUGCUUCCCUCCACACAGCCACACAGCUGGGCCCGAUGCUGCUGCAACGCUGAAGUAACACUGCCCCCUACUGGGUCUUCUGCCUAGUAUAUUAAAUUGGUUGUUAUGUUACACUACCACUGCUGCUGAUGCACCUACAGAAACACACUCAAGACAGAUAGAAAUUAAUUUCUCAACCACCUUCAUAAGCACUCACACAGACGUGCACACACACGCAAUCACACAAUGACACACAACUCUGUUUUAGGCUGGGUAUGACUGCAGUAAGCUAUGUUGAAUCAUUAUGGGAACAAUAGCUGUUCCUGUGGCUGUGUUACUGUAUGUGUGUCCCAAAUGACACCCUAUUCCCUCUAUAGUGCAUUACUUUUGACCAGAGUCCUAUGAGCCCUGGUCAAAGUUAGUGCAUUAUAAAGGGAAUAGGGUGUCAUUUGGGACGCAGCCUGUAUGUCUCAAGUCUGCCAUAGUUAAAGGUCUCUAAGAUAAUGUUAUACAAACGUUCUCCUUUCUCUUUUUCUCUCAGAACCGACCCGUACUACCUGUGAGAACCCAGGGACACCUCGCUAUGGUUCUCUGAACAGAACCUAUGGCUUCAAGGUAUUUUAUGAACGCAUACGGGGGUCUUACCUGAGAGAAUGAACCUGAUUCAAACUCAUGGCCUUAUAACAGUCAGAUUGCAUACUGAAGAUAUUUCGGUAAUGUACUGUCUAUGAAUGUGUUAUGUGCUGUCAGUGCUUAAUUUGUAAAUCGGGAGGUCCAGGAACACAUAGUGAGCCCGAGAAAGGGGGUUAUCCGGGGGCUCUGACGUAUCGGAAAAACAUUGAGAAAAAAAGUGUCAAACACAACGUGGCAGCGCAGCAGACAGAGUAAACAGCCAAGUAGCCUACUAUCUAUGGUGGUGAAACGGACAGCACUCUCCAAGGUGCUGAUUAAUUCAAAGUAUUUUAGACGUCACUGCAGUAUGCCUACAUACUUGAGUAUAGCUGUGGGGCUUACACAAGUCCGAAUUUCUUAUAGCCAAAUUUUCUAGACAACAAUGUAGAGCAACAUUCUUAGACGACACUGCAGAACACCCACCAUAUGCAUACAUACAUACAUACAUACAUGCAUACAUACAUACAUACAAACUCAGCUGUGGGGCUUACAAGACCCACAUUUCAUAUAAUUUUCAAGACAUUAAUGUAGCAGUAGAACAAAUAUCACAAUAUCGGAAUAUAACUUAAAAUAAAAUAAAUCAAUGUAGGCUACAGCAGAACACACAUAUGAGAAUAUAUAGGCAUCCUGCCUAUUUGAUUAUAUGAAGCACAUAUUCAGAUUACAUUCACAGUACAGAACAAGUUUGUAAAGAAAAUAAAGUAAGUCCUACCUUAGUUUUCAAAACCUCCCACAUGUCAAGUCGAUUUAAUUCCUGAGAGUCCAUUUCUUGCUCAAAGCCAUGAGCGGGCCUGUGGCUGUGACGUUUAACCUCCUAAGGCUGUUCUGAAGACUCUAGCUGUAGUGUAUUUUUUCAUUUUGUGUGUUAACUAUAACCUGGGUGUCCUCUCUAGCCGUGUCUACAAGGCUGGCUGCCACCAAAUGCCCCUUGGUUCAGGCAUGUUCAAAAACCUUUUUUCUGAGGGCUCUUUGUUUUUGUGUUUUUUUUCUUCAUCUGAGGCAUAGGAUGUUAACUUCCUGUACAUUCCACCCACUCUUUUGCUAGUUUAAUCCCUCCAGUCGUUUCUAGACCCAAGCGCCCUACCUUUUUGCAUGUUGUACAGCCCAACUUUGAAUUCUGCAUGACAAGCCAGGGGUUAUAUGUUUGCUUGUUCUUGAACUGCAAAUUGCACCUGCUCCGAGCACUUCGUCGGUGGAUGCACUGCCCCCCUCCACCCCAGCUCCCCCUCUCCCGCUGAGUCUGACUCGCUAGUAGGCCUACUAGAUAAUAGAGGUGCCGGUGGUGAUGCUGAACUGGCGGGAUUAGCAUUGCUGCUAGCUAACAGUUUGCCCCUCACUCCUCUCCUGCAGCAAUGACAGUUCUCUGGCUCGUUCUGGGUUCGAUUCACCAUCUUUCUCUGGAUUUUUGGACUUGAAAAAUGUAAUCAAACUCGAUUGCCUUUUCUUAUAAAUUUUUUAUUUGGCUUUCCCACGAUUCAAAUUUAGUAGGAAGAUGAUACGGGACUUGAUUACGUAGGGACCUCUUCACUAGCUAACCACCACUACCAAGACCUGUGUCAAAAUCAGUUACUUACAACACCGGGCCUCCCCAUAACCUCUAUGUACAAAUAAGAGAGCAAGUCUGGAAGCAGUGUGGCAGGAUAGGAUGAUUACACAGAAGGAUCACCGCGCUUUUACAUGAUGGUCUUUUUGGGGGGCGUGAGAAAUAACGAGGCCACUUGAUUUAACACUUUUAUUAGAAUGUCUACAGUGCGAACAGUGAAAUAAUUAAUAAAUCAUGCCGCGAGAGGUACCUGAUCCAGCCAAAUAGAUGCUGGAACAAACAAAGUCAAAUCUGAGAGGUGCCGGAUCCUGUUCCGACAGGAUCCGGCUCAAAUUAAGCACUGUGUACUAUAUGAAAUAUGAAUGUGUUGUGAAGUCCUUAAGUAGGUACCCUUCAAAUAAAGUGGUUGCAAUACUUCAAGUCUCUCAUUCACACACCAAGCUCAUGUAGUCUCAUACCUUCUGGACAAAGCCAUAACACUAUAGGUAAAAAAAACAAUAAAUCGUGGCCGAAUGGCAAGACAUUGAUUUAGAGACAAUGCUUUGGCCAGACAAAGUUACAUAAUGUAAUUUUCUCAAGGGGAAGUUUUCCUUGGCUAAUGAUAUGCAAAUGAGGCAAUGAAUAGGUUCAUUACUUAUAUGCAAAUUCCAUCUGGUAUUUGAGUUGUUUAAACUUGAGAUCUCUGCAUGUAUUGUCUGAACAGAGACCAUAAUGACCGUGACAAUAUGAAUGUCAAUGAUGAUGAUGUUAUGUCAAUCAUGGUGAUAAAGAUGGUGAUUGUGGAUAUUUCACAUGAAGCAGAAAUGUUAAUUAAAGAACAAAAAAAGUUAUGAAACACCUUACCGUUUUGUACAUUACUGUUUUAGAAAUAUCAACAGCCAACCAGAAAACAGGAUUGUUGCUGAGAAUAGAAACUCUGUGUUUACAAGGUUUCAUUUUCCUGUGUGUUUUAUUUAUGUGUGUUUGUGUGCGUGUGUGUGUGUGUGUGCAUGCUUCCGUCCAUGCUUCCAUGUGUGUGUGUGCCCGCAUGCAUGUCUCUCUGUGUGUGUGUGUGUGUGUGUGUGUGUGUGUGUGUGUGUGUGUGUGUGUGUGUGUGUGUGUGUGUGUGUGUGUGUGUGUGUGUGUGUGUGUGUGUGUGUGUGUGUGUGUGUGUGUAUGUGUGUGUGUGUGUGUUUCUGACUGUUCUGGAGUCCUAGGGUGUCUACACAGCAUGACCUGCGAACACGAGUAGUCCUGCCUCCGUUUCAUGUCCCUAAUGAGCCUUAAAACGCUACGACUUUCCCCCACCAACAGAGCUGUGUUUACGUUGUUAGGAGCGAUAAACAGGGCAAAACUGUACAGCAAAUCGCAUUGAUUUGUUUGGGAAAAGAGAGACACAUUUGCUGCAUGGCUUGCCUCUAAUUGUGAAUCAAAAAGAAAGUUAGCAAAUAUCAAAUUACAUAAAAGUAAAGCACAGAAUGUAGGCAAAGACAACACAGUGUUCCACUUCUCGCCUGUGGGGCUACUGCAUCAUACACAUUGUAUUAGAUAGAAUACAUCUAUCUAGGACAGACUGUACCAAAUCAUCAAUCUAUUCUAGACGUACAUGUAAACACUAGUGCAUUAUACUGUGUUCAGAGUUACGGUGGUGGGAUAAAUACAUGAUGCAUACAGAGAGUUACUAUUCCACUGUAGAAAUCAACACAAAAACAAUAACACACAGAUGACAGAAGGGAAGGUGAGAGGGGGAUAGUUAUCCCUCCCUGCUAUUUCAGUAGCUCCUCCUCAUUAAGACAAGACAUGGAAAAUAACUCUUUUUGUAGCAUGAAUUAACAUCACAAAUAUUUUCACCAGGGGACAAGGAGGAGGAGGGAGGAGGGGGAGGGAUGGAGGAAGAGGAGGAAGGGGAGGGAGGGAGGAAGAGGAGGAGGGGGACGGAGUGAGGGAGGGAGGAGGAGGGGGGACGGAGGGAGGAUGGGGGGGAGGGAUGGAGGAGGAGAGGGGACGGAGGGAGGAGGGGGACGGAGGGAGGGAGGGGAGGGAGGAGGGAGGAGGAGAGAGAAGGAGGGAGGAGGAGAGAGAGGUAGGAGGAGGAGGACAGGUGAGGGUUCUUGCCCAAAUGCACUGGCAUUAAGAAUUCAAGCCUUAAUGUAAUGUUUGGGGUCAAGUCAUGCCCAGGCUUCAGAGAGAACAAUGACAUAUCAGGCUUUUCACACCCAUUAAUCAUUUGUCUCGUCCUCAGAAUGGGGGGAGGGAGGGAGGGAGGGAGAGAGGGAGGGAGAGAUAUGAGAAAAUGGGGCAAAGGAGUAAGGGAGAGAGAGAGGGUGAUGAGAUUGAGAGGGUAAAGAGAGAGACAGAGGGGAGAAAUAGAGAGCGAGAGAGGGGGGGGAGAAAGAGAGGGAGGGAUAAGAGAGAGAGAGGGAGGAGGAGAAAUAAAGAUUGAGGGAGUAAGGGAGGGAGAAGGAGAGGAGGCCUUGCUGGCUACUGAUAUUGAAGCAGAGUGAAGGAGAUAUUGUAUUCCAGAGAUAAGGCCCUGUGUCUAUUACUCGUCAGACCAUGUUCCAGCGCCGGGGACGACGUGUUAAUCAAUUAAUGUGUGAAGCCACUGUGUCAUUCCAUGACACAUUUUCAUAUUUCACUCCCCUGACUCUGUCACUUGGUUUAAUGUCACACACACAGAGAUGAUCACACACACACAGAGUCGCGCAUGCACAUACACACACACACAUGCAAGCAAAGCAGCGGAAGGCUGAGAGGGCUGAAAAGAGCUGACAAGAGCUUACCUGAUGUGUCGCUCUGUGAAAGGGCAUCAGUGAUCAGUGAUCAGUCUGUGGCAGACAGACAGACAAAGAACGUGUUGGUUUGAUGUAUGCUGUUUAAACAAAACCUUUCACAGGGAUUCAAUAUUUGACAUGUAUGUGUACGUCAGUACACACUGCCUUUGUUUGAUAUCAAAAUCAACAUUGAUAUCAAACUAGCCUUUGAAUGGAAGCACUCCUAUUCCUCUUGAAGCCCAAUGGACUUUUUAAUCGUUAUAAGCAUCUGAGAUUAAUGUGAAUGUAAGAGUGUGAGCUACUCUUUAUGUCAUUGGUACUAUAACCACAUACUGUAGAUCCUAACCUAUUGUAUGUGUGUGUGUGUCCGUGAGUGUGCCCAUGCGUGUGUGUUUUUCUAUAGUUCUGUCCCUAUUGUAAAUGCAGGUGCACUCAGCUGUGUGUCUCUCUCUACUCCAACACAGGUGGGCAGCAUGGUGGCGUUCCAGUGCCACCCGGGUCACCUGCUCCAGGGUUCCACCACCCGGCUGUGUCAGGCUGACCUUACAUGGAGCGGCUCCCAGCCAGAGUGCAUCCGUGAGUCACAUCCCACCACCUACUGUCCCUCUAUGACGCCCAGUCACACCCCCUACUGUCCCUCUAUGACACCCGGUCACACCCCCUACUGUCCCUCUAUGAUGCCCAGUCACACCACCUACUGUCCGUCUAUGAUGCCCAGUCACACCCCCUACUGUCCCUCUAUGACGCCCAGUCACACCCCCUACUGUCCCUCUAUGACGCCCAGUCACACCACCUACUGUCCCUCUAUGACGCCCAUUCACACCCCCUACUGUCCCUCUAUGAUGCCCAGUCACACCCCCUACUGUCCCUCUAUGACGCCCAGUCACACCCCCUACUGUCCCUCUAUGACGCCAAGUCACACCCCCUACUGUCCCUCUAUGACACCCAGUCACACCACCUACUGUCUCUCUAUGACGCCCAGUCACACCACCUACUGUCCCUCGAUGACGCCCAGUCACACCCCCUACUGUCCCUCUAUGACGCCCAGUCACACCCCCUACUGUCCCUCUAUGACGCCCGGUCACACCCCCUACCGUGCCUCUAUGACGCCCAGUCACACCACCUACUGUCCCUCUAUGACGCCCAGUCACACCCACUACUGUCACUCUAUGACGCCCGGUCACACCCCCUACUGUCCCUCUAUGACACCCAGUCACACCCCUUACUGUCCCUCUAAGACGCCCAGUCACACCCCCUACUGUCCCUCAAUGACACCCGGUCACACCCCCAACUGUCCCUCUAUGAUGCCCGGUCACACCCCCUACUGUCCCUCUAUGACACCCGGUCACACCCCCUACUGUCCCUCUAUGACGCCCAGUCACACCCCCUACUGUCCCUCUAUGAUGCCCAGUCACACCACCUACUGUCCCUCUAUGAUGCCCAGUCACACCCCCUACUGUCCCUCUAUGACACCCGGUCACACCCCCUACUGUCCCUCUAUGAUGCCCAGUCACACCACCUACUGUCCCUCUAUGAUGCCCAGUCACACCACCUACUGUCCCUCUAUGAUGCCCAGUCACACCCCCUACUGUCCCUCUAUGAUGCCCAGUCACACCCCCUACUGUCCCUCUAUGACGCCCAGUCACACCCCCUGCUGUCCCUCUAUGAUGCCUAGUCACACCCCCUACUGUCCCUCUAUGACGCCCAGUCACACCCCCUACUGUCCCUCAAUGACACCCGGUAAAACCCCCUACUCUCCCUCAAUGACGCCCUGUCAUCCCCCCUACUGUCCCUCUAUGACGCCCAGUCACACCCCCUACUGUCCCUCUAUGACGCCCAGUCACACCCCCUACUGUCCCUCUAUGACGCCCGGUCACACCCCCUACCGUGCCUCUAUGACGCCCAGUCACACCCCCUACUGUCCCUCUAUGACGCCCGGUCACAUCCCCUACCGUGCCUCUAUGACGCCCAGUCACACCACCUACUGUCCCUCUAUGACGCCCAGUCACACCCACUACUGUCACUCUAUGACGCCCGGUCACACCCCCUACUGUCCCUCUAUGACACCCGGUCACACCCCCUACUGUCCCUCUAUGAUGCCCAGUCACACCCCCUACUGUCCCUCUAUGAUGCCCAGUCACACCACCUAAUGUCCCUCUAUGAUGCCCAGUCACACCCCCUACUGUCCCUCUAUGACACCCGGUCACACCCCCUACUGUCCCUCUAUGAUGCCCAGUCACACCACCUACUGUCCCUCUAUGAUGCCCAGUCACACCACCUACUGUCCCUCUGUGAUGCCCAGUCACACCCCCUACUGUCCCUCUAUGAUGCCCAGUCACACCCCCUACUGUCCCUCUAUGACGCCCAGUCACACCCCCUACUGUCCCUCUAUGACGCCCAGUCACACCACCUACUGUCCCUCUAUGACGCCCAGUCACACCCCCUACUGUCCCUCUAUGAUGCCCAGUCACACCCCCUACUGUCCCUCUAUGACGCCCAGUCACACCCCCUACUGUCCCUCAAUGACACCCGGUAAAACCCCCUACUCUCCCUCAAUGACGCCCUGUCAUCCCCCCUACUGUCCCUCUAUGACGCCCAGUCACACCCCCUACUGUCCCUCUAUGACGCCCAGUCACACCCCCUACUGUCCCUCUAUGACGCCCGGUCACACCCCCUACCGUGCCUCUAUGACGCCAAGUCACACCACCUAUUGUCCCUCUAUGACGCCCAGUCACACCACCUAUUGUCUCUCGAUGACGCCUAGUCACACCCCCUACUGUCCCUCUAUGACGCCCAGUCACACCCACUACUGUCCCUCUAUGACGCCCGGUCACACCCCCUACUGUGCCUCUAUGACGCCCAGUCACACCCUCUACUGUCCCUCUAUGAUGCCCGGUCACACCCCCUACUGUCACUCUAUGACACACAGUCACACCCCCUACUGUCCCCUUAUGACACCCAGUCACACCCCCUACUGUCCCCCUAUGACACCCAGUCACACACCCUACUGUCCCUCUAUGACGCCCAGUCACACCCCCUACUGUCCCUCUAUGAAGCCCAGUCACACCCCUUACUGUCCCUCAAUGACACCCAGUCUCAUCCCCUACAGUCCCUCUGUGACGCCCAGUCACACCCCCUACUGUCCCUCUAUGACGACCAGUCACAACCCCUACUGUCCCCCUAUGACAACCAGUCACACCCCUUACUGUCCCUCAAUGACGCCUAGUCACACCCCCUACUGUCCCUCUAUGACGCCCAGUCACACCCCCUACUGUCCCUCUAUGACACCCAGUCACACCCCCUACUGUGUCUCUAUGACGCCCAGUCACACCCCCUACUGUCCCUCUAUGAUGCCCAGUCACACCCCUUACUGUCCCUCAAUGACACCCAGUCUCAUCCCCUACAGUCCCUCUGUGACGCCCAUUCACACCCCCUACUGUCCCUAUAUGACGCCCAGUCACACCCUCUACUGUCCCUCUAUGACACACAGUCACACCCCCUACUGUCCCUCUAUGACGCCCAGUCACACCCCCUACUCUCCCUCAAUGACGCCCAGUCACUCCCCCUACUGUCCCUCUAUGACACCCAGUCACACCCCCUACUGUCCCUCUAUGACACCCAGUCACACCCCCUACUGUCCCUCUAUGACACCCAGUCACACCCCCUACUGUCCCUCUAUGACACACAGUCACUCCCCCUACUGUCCCUCUAUGACACACAGUCACACCCCCUACUGUCCCUCUUUGACGCCCAGUCACACCCUCUACUGUCCCUCUAUGACACCCAGUCACACCCCCUACUGUCCCUCUAUGACGCCCAGUCACACCCCCUACUCUCCCUCAAUGACGCCCAGUCACACCCCCUACUGUCCCUCUAUGACACCCAGUCACACCCCCUACUGUCCCUCUAUGACACCCAGUCACACCCCCUACUGUCCCUCUAUGACGCCCAGUCACACCCCCUACUGUCCCUCUAUGACGCCCAGUCACACCCUGUACUGUCCCUCAAUGACGCCCAGUCACACCCCCUACUGUCCCUCUAUGACGCCCAGUCACACCCCCUACUGUCCCUCUAUGACACCCAGUCACACCCCCUACUGUCCCUCUAUGAUGCCUAGUCACACCCCCUACUGUCCCUCUAUGACGCCCGGUCACACCCCCUACUGUCCCUCUAUGACGCCCAGUCACACCCCCUACUGUCUAUUACCCUCUAUUAAGAAAAUGACCCUCUAUGUUUCAAAUAAUGUUAAUUCAUUUUCAGUGGCAGUUAUUAAAUAUGACUAUGAAGCUUGGCAGAGUGUGACCCUAUAAUUUAGGGCCCAUUGGGCUCUGACCAAAAGUAGUGCACUAUAUAGGGGAUAGGGUGCCAUUUCGGACACUGCCAUCCACACACUGAUCCAAUUUCAUGCAGAUCGUUAGUCAGCCCCCCUCAGGGUAGUCUUACCCAUUCAGCUACCUCCAUGGGGAUAGGGUGAGGCUGGGUCAGGUGGGGUGAGAUGGUGGGUAAAGAGGGGAUGGUGGUGGUGGUGGUGUCCUUUCUCUCAGUCUCUCUCUCUCUCAGUAUCGGUCUCUCUCUCUGUCUCUCUCUCUCUCUCUUUCUCUCUCAGUUUCGGUCUCUCUCUCUCUCUUUGUCUCUCUCUCUCUCUCUCUCUCUCUCUCUCUCUGUGUCACCUAUCCCAGGGAGGAGAGGAAGGCAGGCCCUGGUCUUAUCUCCCCAUACAGCCGUUCUCCCUCUCUCCACACUUCACCACACACACACACACAUACAGUACACACACACCUCACUCCUGUGUCACACCAUGGCCAAGCACCCACCCCUCCACUUCCCUCCAUGUUCUCGGUCUCUGACCAGUAGACUGAGACUGUGAAAGACUCACUGAGCAAGGUAGGCAUGGAGUACGACAAGCCAGUUGGCAGAACAGGGGUGACUUUACCAACCAAGUCACUGUGUGUGUUGUUGUUAUGUUUCUCACACAGUCACAGCUUCAACGACAGCAUCACUGACUUUCAAGAAUAUAGCACAUAGCAGUAAUAGCAGCAGUAGUAGUAGUAGUAGCAGUAGUAGCAGUAGUAGUAGUAGUAGUAGUAGUAGUAGUAGUAGCAGUAGUAGCAGUAGUAGCAGUAGUAGUAGUAGUAGCAGUAGUAGCAGUAGUAGUAGUAGUAGUAGUAGUAGUAGUAGUAGUAGUAGUAGUAGUAGGAUUAGCAGUAGUAGGAUUAGCAGCAGCAGUAGUAGUAGUAGUAGUAGUAGUAGUAGUAGUAGUAGUAGUAGUAGUAGUAGUAGUAGUAGUAGUAGUAGUAGUAGUAGUAGUAGUAGUAGUAGCAGCAGCAGCAGCAGCAGCAGUAGUUGUCAAAAUAUAAAUAGUAAAGUUAAGUAAAGAUACCCCCAAAAACUACUUAAGUAGUAUUUAAAAGUAUUUUUACUUAAGUACUUUACGCCACUGGGUAGUAGUAUUAGUUAGUAGUAGUAAUAGUAGUGGUAGUGGUAGCAGUAGUAGUAGUAGUAGUAGUAGCAGUUGGAGUAGUAGCAGUUGUAAUAGUAGUAGCAGUAGCAGUUGGAGUUGUAGUAGUAGUAGUAGUAGAAAUGUACAGCCCUGAGGAGCAGUAGUAGUAGUAGUAGUAGUAGUAGUAUGAGGAAGUGGUGUGAAAAUAUGAUUUAUAUACUUUAAGUAAGUAUAGGCCUACUGCAAUGUAGAAAUGAAUGGAUAGCAUGAGAAAAUGUUAUGAAUACGACUAUAAUUUCCAGCCAAAUGGAAGAAGAGCGUGGGUGGUGGUGGCUGCACUCUCUCUCUCUCUCUCUCUCUCUCUCUCUCUCUCCACUGCACGUCUGUCUGCCCAGCCAUAGGAAAAUAGAGUGAACUCCAUUAAACCAGUUUGUUACGAGGCUGACUUAGAGAGCACUGACAGAUGGCUCCCAAUCUAAGCCAACAGAUUGCAGUUCAUUCACUCCAAGCAUCUCCACUCAUAACUACAUUGAACUAUUUUUGUAAUUAGCCUAUAUUCUGCCAAUUGUUUGAUUUUCUGUUUCAAAAUCAUGUGCGAAGAAAUGGCAACACCCAGUGUCACACAAAUGACAUUGAUAUAGUACAAUAUUUCUAGGAUUACUCAUACUGUGUAAUGUAAUAUUCAGUUACUGUUCAUAGUCCUUUUGAUAUUGGAAUUUCAGAAAACGAACACAAAAUAAGUCACCAUAACCUCUAACAAUCUUCCUGUGUUGGACACACAUGCACACACACAGACAUACACAAGCAUUCCACACACAAACAAAAAAGACCCAAAGAUAAAAGAGCAUUGGUCGGUUAGUUUGAGCAUUGCUCCCUUCACAGACCUAAUCCCAGUCCCUUUUGAUCAAAGAUGGAUGAUAGUGGUCCACUGGCUUAGCAGAAUGACUGAGCAUCUCCUACUGUUUGAUCUUCCAUGGGUUGGGGGGGCAGUGACAGGUACACACACACACACACACACUUCUCUCUGUCUCUGUGCAGUCUGCCACAACACAUCAGUGUCUGUCUCACCCUCGAUGGGUUGCUCAACAAAAUUUCGGACCAUCUCUGUAGACUAUGUAGAAUGCAACCAUCCAUCCCUGAAAAAGUAACCAGUCGUAUAGCAGAUGUCUUGAAAGUGCAUAAUGCAUUGUGUUUGGAGUGUUCAUUGUGUUUGGGGGGGGGGGGGUUCUAAGUAGCCAGUGAAUCAGUUCAGUAGUAGUGUAUGCACAUCCAGUCACUUGCAGGUGCAGGAGACAAAAAGUACAGUCAUGACAGAAAGACAGAUACCAGCCAGUGACUCUACAAAACAAUAUAAAAGGAAAAAAAUAAUUCAAUAGAGCUUUGAUGGUGACCCCAGAUGAGAGCAGAUAGUGAGAAGAAUCAUAGCAGUCUGUGAAAAAAGCUCAAUUUUUUAUCCUUUGCCCUCUCUUUCAUUUUUUCUUCCUCUCUCUCUCUGCCCUCUCUCUCUCUUUCUAUCUCUGCCCUCUCUCUCUCUCAUUCUCUUUGUUCCUCCUUUUUUCUCUCCUUCUCUCUCCUUUGUCUCUCUGCCCCCAUCUCUCUCGCGCUCUCUCUCUACCUUUCUCUCUCUCCCCCUCUCUCUAUCUGCCCUUUCUCUCUCUCUCUCUCUCUCUGCCCUCUCUGUCUCUCUCAUUCUCUUUGUUCCUACUUUUUUCUCUUUUUCUCUGUCUCCUUUCUCUCUCUUUCCCCACCUCUCCCACUCGCUCUCUUCUCUUCCCCCCCUCUCCUUCUCCCUCUCUCCCCCCUGUCUUGCCCCCCUCCCAGCCCACUCGUGUAAGCAGCCAGAGAACCCGGCACAUGUGGAGGUAAUGGGGAUGGAUCUACCAGGGUUUGGCUACACCCUCCUCUACUCAUGCCAGACUGGCUUCUUCCUGUCCGGGGGCUCGGAACACCGCAUCUGCAAGUCCGACGGUACCUGGACCGGGAAGAUGCCCAUUUGUCGAGGUACAGGACGACAUGGCCAGUGUGUUUGUUUGUGUGUGUCUGUGUGGCUCCAGGGUGAAGUUCCCCCUAACUUUCUCCCAAUGCUAACCUUAGCCAUUUGUGUGGUGUGCUUGCGUGUGUAGCAUGGCAUAUGCUGAUAUGGGACAGAGGCUCUCUUGUGCCGCAGGUCAUGACUGUAGCUGCAAUAGUACGGAGCACACUUCACACACGUGCAGACACACUCCUCAGCACUGCUGCGUCGCACAGCUGUGCACCUCAGGCCCCAGAGUAAUUACAAACACAAACAGAUGGGAGAGACAUGGAAUGCUGUGGGAGAAGUUCCCACUGUGUCAGGCUGUUCUGCUACCACAGCAGCAUGCGGCAUCUUGUGUUAUUCUAGGUUCUAUCAUGCCACUGGAACAAACAGGAUGAGGCUUCUGGCCUAGUCCCUAUAUAGCGCGGUCACAAUGUAGUCCCUAUAUAGCGCGGUACCCUAGUCCCUAUAUAGCGCGGUACCCUAGUCCCUAUAUAGCGCGGUACCCUAGUCCCUAUAUAGCGCGGUACCCUUGUCCCUAUAUAGCGCGGUACCCUAGUCCCUAUAUAGCGCGGUACCCUAGUCCCUAUAUAGCGCGGUACCCUAGUCCCUAUAUAGCGCAGUACCCUAGUCCCUAUAUAGCGCGGUACCCUAGUCCCUAUAUAGCGCGGUACCCUAGUCCCUAUAUAGUGCGGUACCCUAGUCCCUAUAUAACGCGGUACCCUAGUCCCUAUAUAGCGCGGUACACUAGUCCCUAUAUAGCGCGGUACCCUAGUCCCUAUAUAGCGUGGUACCCUAGUCCCUAUAUAGCGUGGUACCCUAGUCCCUAUAUAGCGCGGUACCCUAGUCCCUAUAUAGCGCGGUACCCUAGUCCCUAUAUAGCGCGGUACCCUAGUCCCUAUAUAGCGUGGUACCCUAGUCCCUAUAUAGCGCGGUACCCUAGUCCCUAUAUAACGCGGUACCCUAGUCCCUAUAUAGCGCGGUACCCUAGUCCCUAUAUAGCGUGGUACCCUAGUCCCUAUAUAGCGCGGUACCCUAGUCCCUAUAUAGCGCGGUACCCUAGUCCCUAUAUAGCGUGGUACCCUAGUCAAUAUAUAACGCGGUACCCUAGUCCCUAUAUAGCGCGGUACCCUAGUCCCUAUAUAACGCGGUACCCUAGUCCCUAUAUAGCGCGGUACCCUAGUCCCUAUAUAGCGCGGUACCCUAGUCCCUAUAUAGCGCGGUACCCUAGUCCCUAUAUAGCGUGGUACCCUAGUCCCCUAUAUAGCGCGGUACCCUAGUCCCUAUAUAGCGUGGUACCCUAGUCCCUAUAUAGCGCGGUACCCUAGUCCCUAUAUAGCGUGGUACCCUAGUCCCUAUAUAGCGCGUACCCUAGUCCCUAUAUAGCGCGGUACCCUAGUCCCUAUAUAACGCAGUACCCUAGUCCCUAUAUAGCGCGGUACCCUAGUCCCUAUAUAGCGUGGUACCCUAGUCCCUAUAUAGCGCGGUACCCUAGUCCCUAUAUAGCGCGGUAACCCUAGUCCCUAUAUAGCGCGGUACCCUAGUCCCUAUAUAGCGCGGUACCCUAGUCCCUAUAUAGCGCGGUACCCUAGUCCCUAUAUAGCGCGGUACCCUAGUCCCUAUAUAGCGCGGUACCCUAGUCCCUAUAUAGCGCGGUACCCUAGUCCCUAUAUAGCGCGGUACCCUAGUCCCUAUAUAGCGCGGUACCCUAGUCCCUAUAUAGCGCGGUACCCUAGUCCCUAUAUAGCGCGGUACCCUAGUCCCUAUAUAACGCGGUACCCUAGUCCCUAUAUAGCGCGGUACCCUAGUCCCUAUAUAACGCGGUACCCUAGUCCCUAUAUAGCGCGGUACCCUAGUCCCUAUAUAGCGCGGUACCCUAGUCCCUAUAUAACGCGGUACCCUAGUCCCUAUAUAACGCGGUACCCUAGUCCCUAUAUAGCGCGGUACCCUAGUCCCUAUAUUGCGCGGUACCCUAGUCCCUAUAUAACGCGGUACCCUAGUCCCUAUAUAGCGCGGUACCCUAGUCCCUAUAUAGCGUGGUACCCUAGUCCCUAUUUAGCGCGGUACCCUAGUCCCUAUAUAGCGCGCUGCUUAUUUUAUUUUUCUCCCAAAUUUCGUGAUAUCCAAUUGUGAUCCAAUUACGAACUUGUCUCAUCACUGCAAAGGUCAAGUCAUGCUUCCUCCGAAACAUGACCCGGCAAACCGCGCUCCUUAACACCCGCCCGCUUAACCCGGAAGCCACCAAUGUGUCGGAGGACACACCGUUCAACUGACGACCAAAGUCAGCCUCCAGGCGCCCAGCCCGCCACAAGGAGUCGCUAGAGCGCGGUGAGCCAAGUUAAGCCCCCCCAGCCAAACCCUCCCCUAAUCCAGACGACGCUGGGCCAAUUGUGCGCCGCCCUAUGGGACUCCCGGUCACGGCCGGUUGUGACACGAACCUGGGUCUGUAGUGACGCCUCAAGCAGACCGCUGCGCUACUCGGGAGGCCCCAUAGCGCGCUACUUUUGACCAAAAGUAGCGCACUAAAUAAGGACUAGAGUGCCAUUGGAGACGCAGGCUCUGUUUCUUGUCCUUGAUGGUCUGGUCGUGUGGCCCUGUGCAGUAGUCCUGUCCCCACCACUGUGACUUACCUUCACUGUCAACUUUAGAGGGCCACUCCCACAUAACGCAUUCUACUGCAUUACCACAUGCAUGCUUAUUUCUGUGUUUCUUACUUUGUACACCUUUGUAUACCUUUUAUUAGCAAUUGUCGUAAGAGAAGAGCUUGUAAGUAAGCAUUUCAUUGUACUGUGUGCACAUCGCUGUAUCACGUGCAUAUGACAAAUAAACUAUGAUUUGAUUAACUAUAACUAGCAGAAGAAUCCAUGCUUGACUUUUACAUUCCAGAACACACCAUAUGAGUUUCAGUUAGGAAUAUUACCCAGAGCCAUACAUUUACAAAUUCUAAAUAUAUGGCUAUGCUAUUACCACACAAUAGAAUUAAGAAUAGAACUCAGGAUUCGCCCUCAAUGAGUUAGUUGCAUUAUCUCUUGAUGUGUGGUCCUGAAGCACAUUAAUACGUUCCACAUGGGGAAGUUGAUGUGAAAUAAUGUGACUAAUGCUGUUUUUGUCUCCCAUCCUCAUAGCCGGGUCCAAACUCUCAGAGAAGCCCAUCAAGCCAGUGGCAGGGACACCCAGUCCCAAGCUGAAUGGUGAGUGCUUGACUGAAACGCUAACACGACACACUCACACACAUCAUUACAGUAGCACACACACACACACACACACACACACACACACACACACACACACACACACACACACACACACACACACACAUGCACACACACACACACACACCAUUACAGUAGCAUCAUCAGAGCAGUGUUCUGAUUCCAUAACAAAAGACUACUCUGACUGUACUGGUCUAAAGUGUACAUGCGGCAGUUAGCAGCGGGUCAGAUCUGCAAUCACAACAGAAUGAAUAUGAACAGCUUAAUUUGGCCUCAACGGCUUCCCUAAUAGCACCUCAGAAGGACUGGGGUCCUUAAUGCAUUCUUGAGUGCCCCUUUUGAGGGACGAGACGUUAAUGAAGAAUGGAGAGAGUGAGUUUGACGGUAAAAUGUCCGGGCAGCACGGCCUGGCAGUCUCUCUCUCUCUCUCUCUCUCUCUCUCUCUCUCUCUCUCUCUCUCUCUCUCUCUCUCUCUCUCUCUCUCUCUCUCUCUCUCUCCUCUCUCUCUCUCUCUCUCUCUCUCUCUCUCUCUCUCUCACACUCUCUCUCUCUCUCUCUCUCUUUCUCUUUGUCUCUCUCUAUCUCUCUUCUAUGGAGUCAUCUGUCAUGGUGCCGUGAGAUAGCAGCCCAACCAUCCCAAAGUUUCCACUGCCUUCAUUAACAUUGAUAAACUUAGAGAGGGAGUACGUUUUUGAAAAGCUUGGAGGUCAUUUACAAAGUUUGAAAUACUCUGAGGGUGAAAGCUCAGGGGCCCUGCCUGUGUCUGUGAACAUUAGUAGUACUGUCUAUUUGAUCAAUCAUGAAUCAUAUAGACUUAUAGAAGGUUAUACAGAGUUAUACAUGAAUGUGUAGCAUUACAUUAACAACCACUGUGCAAGGACACACUGUAUAUUGAUCUGUAUUAAUAAGUGUUGGCCUGAACUUUGCAUUAGUUUAGGGAUUUGAGAUGCGGACAUGCGGAAAGUCAAUAUCUGGUUGGUAUGAAGUUAAAGGGAUAGUCCACGUAUUUUAAUUAACCUCCACAGAGUAGUUUAUUAGCUGGUGGAAUGUAAGGUCGCAGUAUAGUGCAAGAGAUUUUUUUGACUCAACCAAAGUCCUGUUUUUCAAAUUUUCCCAAAACUUUUAACAGUUUUAUUGAAACGAUAGAUACAAAUGAACAGGGAGAUGGAUAAAGGGAAGACAGUGUGAAGACCGUUGGGGCCAGGAUUCGAUCCCAUGCAGGCAGGUUGUGCAGAGGGCAGUGGGUUUAACCGCUCGACCAACCUUAGGCACAACCAAGGUCUUCUAAUAAUCAAUAUUUUCUAUGCCCUGUUUCAGUUCCUGAUGACGUCUUUGCUCCUAACUAUGUCUGGAAGGGUUCAUACAACUACAAGGGAAGAAAACAACCAAUGACUCUGAGUAUCACAAGCUUUAACGCCACCACGGGAAGGGUUAACGUCACCUUGACCAAUAGCAACAUGGAACUGCUGCUUUCAGGUACGCUGUCCGCAUUUCACACCAUAUUACACAGAGAGGAGAUGCUUGGGAAGGUCUCUAGCCCCCCUCUAGCCCCCCCUCUAUCGUUCCAUUUCUCCAAACGUCACAUUUAGAAGUUAAGGGUUAAGUUUAGGCACUCAGCCCGAAUGGAUAAAGUAAGGGUUAAGGUUUGGGAUAGGGUUAAAACAAAAAAUGUAAAACCAGUCUCCACGACUGGGAUCGAUCCAGAGUCAUGGGAUUACCCCCGUCCACAACGCCCUAGCAAAACCCAAGGCUACUUGGUGGUAAUAGCGCUCACUGUUGCCCCGAGUCGCCGGUUUUGAAGGCAUUUCCCGACGUUCUCAGGACAUCCAAUCCAAUUUCGAUGUCAAUCUUGAACGACCUGGCUGAUGAUCCCGAUGACUCAUUUAUUUUACAUAUUCGUUUUUUGGGGGUGUUUUCACAUAGGCGUCCCUAAAUAUAAAAAAUAUUCAGUCCCUUAAUGUACUUCAUUAAUAUAGCCUAAUGGACGUGUAAAAUCUCCCCCCCCCCAUUUCUCUUAAAUGAAAUAUUAAUCAGAUCUGACAAAUAUUUGACAGAUUUACCAUAAUUAUCCGGAGUGUCGAGGCCCCUUUUCCCUUUCCCCCCUCGCUCAUUCCCCCCUUGCUCUUUCCCCCCUUGCUCUUUCCCCCCUCGCUCUUUCCCCCCUCGUUUCUCCACGAAUGCCUUUAGCCCCAGCUGACAUGUCAUUUACAUCAUCUAAUUAAUAUUCUCCAUUUAAAUUGGACUGGGAAUUACCCAGCCGUCGCCAAUUAUGACUUAGACAGGUGAAUGAAGAACUAUUCAUUCACAUACUCAUUGAGAAGAAAUGGCCUUGUCUGGGAGAUAUAGGGAUCACAAUGUAAUCGUAACGCUGAGGCGAGGGAGGCAGCCAUUUUGUGUUUUUAAUAACAGCUUAUUAUACAUUUAGAGAGGCCAGGCAAUGGAUUGGGUGUGUUAAUUGAAUGUGUCUUAUUACUGCCACUGUGUACAUCAGUCAGUUCACCUGCAGCUGCAGCGGUGGCGAAGGGCCAGGACCUCUGAGAGGCCUUAAUAUGGUGCUCCCUUUCUUUGCCUUCAAUUGCAGGAGGCAGUUAGAAAUAGGAAGUACAGUUGAUGAGUGUUCCACUGCUGUAAAUUGCUUCAUGGUUAAAGAAUAUGGCUCACUGAGUAUUCAUAUCACCUGCUUUCAUUUUCCAGACAGACAGACAGACAGAAAAACAGACAAUGAGAUAGGAGAGGGAAACAAUCAUCAUGGGGUCAUUGUCUGUGAUCGUCUCCCCUGAGUACCACCAGUUAUAUCAGUGUUGUGCCCUGGUCUCACAUCGACCCUCUUGUCCCCCUCUAUUCUGUUGUGCUGCAGGUGUCUAUAAGAGCCAAGAAGCACGGUUGAUGCUGCUCAUGUACCAUGUGAAAACGUCCACUCACACCACGCUGGGCAAGGAGGAGACAUGGUCCAUGGACGGUUUUGUAAGUUUACCGUUUCUUACUAACAGGAAGGAUUUGUGGAAUUGACACAUUUACAUCUACAUGUUAGUCAUUUAGCAGACGCUAGCGACUUACAUACAGUGCAUUUGGAAAGUACUCAGACCCCUUCCCUUUUUCCACAUUUUGUUACGUUACAGCCUUAUUUACAUAAAUAUUCAGACCCUUUGUAUGAGACUCAAAAUUGAGCUCAGGUGCAUCCUGUUUCCAUUGAUCAUCCUUGAGAUGUUUCUACAACUUGGAGUCCACCUGUGGUAAAUUCAGUUGAUUGGACAUGAUUUGGAAAGGCACACACCUGUCUAUAUAAGGUCCCACAGUUGACAGUGCAUGUCAGAGCAAAAACCAAGCAAUGGAAUUGUCCGUAGAGCUCCGAGACAGGAUUGUGUCGAGGCACAGAUCUGAGGAAGGGUACUAAAACGUCUGCAGCAUUGAAGGUCACCAAGAGCACAGUGGCCUCCAUCAUUCUUAAAUGGAAGAAGUUUGGAACCACCAAGACUCUUCCUAGAGCUGGCAGCCUGGCCAAACUGAGCAAUUGGGGGAGAAGGGCCUUGUUCAGGAAGGUGACCCGAUGGUCACUCUGACAGAGCUCCAGAGCUCCUCUGUGGAGAUGGGAGAACCUUCCAGAAGGACAACCAUCUCUGCAGCACUCCACCAAUCAGGCCUUUAUGGUAGAUUGUCCAGACGGAAGCCACUCCUCAGUAAAAGGCACAUGACAGCCCGCUUGGAGUUUGCCAAAAGGCACCUAAAGGACUCUCAGACCAUGAGAAACAAGAUUCUUUGGUCUGAUGAAACUAAGAUUGAACUCUUUAGCCUGAAUGCCAAGCGUCACGUCUGGAGGAAACAUGGAACCAUCCCUAAGGUGAAGCAUGGUGGUGGCAGCAUCAUGCUGUGGGGAUGUUUUUCAGCGGCAGGGACUGGGAGACUAGUCAGGAUCGAGGGAAAGAUGAACGGAGCAAAGGAUAACCUUGAUGAAAACCUGCUCCAGAGCGCUCAGGAUCUCAGACUAGGGUGAAGGUUCACCUUCCAACAGGACAUCGACCCUAAGCACACAACAAAGACAACGCAGGAGUGGCUUUGGGACAAGUCUCUGAAUGUCCUUGAGUGGCCCAACCAGAGCCCAGACUUGAACCAGAUUGAGCAUCUCUGGAGAGACCUGAAAAUAGCUGUGCAGCGACGCUCCCCAUCCAACCUGACAGAGCUUGAGAGGAUCUGCAGAGAAGAAUGGGAGAAACUCCCCAAAUACAGGUGUGCCAAGCUUGUAGUGUCAUACCCAAGAAGACGCAAGGCUGUAAUCGCUGCCAAAGUUGCUUCAACAAAGUACUGAGUAAAGGGUCUGAAUACUUAUGUAAAUGUGAUAUUUCCUGGGUUUUUUAUAUACAUUUGCAAAAAAAUCUAAAAACCUGUUUUGUGUAGAUUGAUGAGGGGGGAGAACUAUUUAAUCAAUUUUAGAAUAAGGCUGUAACGUCACAAAAUGUGGAAAAAGUCAAGGGGUCUGAAUACUUUCCGAAUGCACUGUAUCUUAAUAACCAUCUGACGUGGUGUAAUAAUGUUGAAAUUGACAUUUGUUAGACAUAUCAAUGGACAUUUGUUAGACAUAUCAAUGGACAUUUGUUAGACAUAUCAAUGGACAUUUGUUAUACAUUGUUACUUCAUGUUUAUUACAAAAUGGCCUCAAAUGCAGUCCUUGUUUUGUAUUUUGUAAAAAUACAAUUCUGAAAAGUUAGAUUUGUCCUUUAAAACGUAACCUCAUAGUGAAAAGUACCAUUCAAAGAAAUGACUGACUGACUGACUCACUGACUGACUGACUGACCGACCGACACACUGAAUGACUAACUAACUGACUGACUGACCAUAUCUGUCUCCCUGUAUUCUCCUAGGUGUCUGCAGAACCUGACGGUGCCACUUACGUCUUUCAAGGCUUCAUACAGGGUAGAGACUACGGCCAGUUUGGACUUCAGAGGCUAGGUAAACAUCUCCACAUUGUUUUUAUAUCAGCUUUCUCAAUGUCAAUAAUAUUGUGUCAUUUCAGUAUAUAGAAAUGAAACAUGUAUGUAAUAGAUAUUUGAUAUAGGCCAAAAGGUGAGUGUGAGAAUAUUCAUGUUGUUCCUAUGUCUCCUCUCCCACACAGGUUUGAACAUGUCAGAAAGUAAUAACUCGUCCAAUCCACCUCACGGUACAAACAGUAGCUCUGUGGCCAUAGCAAUCCUUGUGCCUUUUUUCGCCCUGAUAUUUGCAGGCUUCGGAUUUUAUCUUUACAAACAGAGGUAAGUGUACCUAUCUACCACCAGCUAAUUUUAUACUGUGGGCUGAAUUCACAGUAAAGGCCACAUACAGAUGUAGGAUCUUAAGUUGAUCACCCUGUUGCAGGAUAACUUUCCUGCAAUACAGGACAUUUUAAACGUGUAGUGUAUUUGAUGUUUAAAAAGGCUUCUGAAGUUUUUAAUUUCCACUUAGACAUUUUUUACUUGAAAAAUUACACAUUUUUGUCACGGUCGAGGUAAGGAGUAGACCAAGGCGCAGCGUGAUGAACAAACAUGACUUUAAUUAGUUAAAGCACGAAACAAAACAAGAAACGACUCGUGACGUCCACGGUAUCAAUGACCGAACACGGAACAAAAACCCACAACCACAAAGGGAAAACAUACAGUUUAAAUAUGGCUCCCCAAUCAGAGACAACCAGCCAACAGCUGACACUCGUUGCCUCUGAUUGGGAGUCACUCAGGCAAACAUAGAAUACAACACAUAGAAAUGAACACACCCUGGCUCAACAUAAUGAGUCCCAGAGCCAGGGUGUGACAGUACCCCCCCCCUAAAGGCGCGGACUGCGACCGCGCCUCAACUAAACAAACCAGGGGAGGGCUGGGCGGGCAUACCUCCUCGGCGGUGGUUCUGGCUCCGGCCUUGACCACCACCCUCCAAUACACCCCCCAUAGUGCCCCUGGUCCAGUCUGGCCCCGCCGGCUGGAGCAGGACUGGACUUAACAGGAGCGAUCCUUACCAGGCUGUCGACUCGCACCCCUGGCUUGGUGCGUGGAGGAGGAACGAGCCUUACCAGGCUGACGACUCGCACCCCUGGCUUGGUGCGUGGAGGAGGGACGGGCCUUACCAGGCUGACGACGCGCACCCCUGGCUUUGUGCGUGGAGGAGGAACGGGCCUUACCAGGCUGACGACUCGCACCCCUGGCUUGGUGCGUGGAAGAGGGACGGGCCUUACCAGGCUGACUUCUCGCACCCCUGGCUUAGUGCGAGUGGCAGGAACAGGCCGGACCGGGCUGGCGACGCGCACCGUAGGUUUGGUGCGAGUGGCAGGAACAGGCCGGGUCGGGCUGGCGACGCGCACCGUAGACUUGGUGCGGGUGGCAGGAACAGGCCGGACCGGGCUGGCGACGCGCACCGUAGGUUUGGUGCGAGUGGCAGGAACAGGCCGGGUCGGGCUGGCGACGCGCACCGUAGGCUUGGUGCGUGGAGCAGGGACAGGCUGGGCUGGGCUGUCGACGCACACCGUAGGCUUGGUGCGUGGAGCAGGGACAGGCCGGGCUGGGCUGUCGACGCACACCGUAGGCUUGGUGCGUGGAGCAGGGACAGGCCGGACUGGGCUGGCGACGCACACCGUAGGCUUGGUGCGUGGAGCAGGGACAGGCCGAACCGGGCUGUGGAGACGGAUAGGAGGCCUGGAGUGAAGAGCGGCCAACACCCGUCCUGGCUGAAUGCCUACCCUCACACACUCUGUGUGAGGCAUCCGCACAGGACGUACAGGGCGGUGUACCCCUGGCCUGGUGGCCUUCUGGAUCCGCCCCCUUUUCUCCUCCGUCAGCCCCGUCGUCCAUGCCGUGUGCCCCCCCCUAAAAAUUUUCUGGGGUUGCCUCACGACUGUCCGACGACGACCCUGAUCACGCCGUAGCUCCUCUCUACGGCGCGCCUCCACCGUCUCUUCUCCCGGCGCUUCCUCCCAUGUCCAGCCCAAGAGCUGCCCCUGGACACGCUGCUUGGUCGUUGCAUGGUGGGUUUUUCUGUCACGAUCGUCAGGGAGAGACCAAGGCGCAGCGUGAUGAACAAACAUGACUUUAAUUAGUUAAAGCACGAAACAAAACAAGAAACGACUCGUGACGUCCACGGUAUCAAUGACCGAACACGGAACAAAAACCCACAACCACAAAGGGAAAACAUACAGUUUAAAUAUGGCUCCCCAAUCAGAGACAACCAGCCAACAGCUGACACUCGUUGCCUCUGAUUGGGAGUCACUCAGGCAAACAUAGAAUACAACACAUAGAAAUAAACACACCCUGGCUCAACAUAAUGAGUCCCAGAGCCAGGGUGUGACAAUUUUUUACUAUGAAAAAUGUCUCAACCCCUACAAAAAUGUCCAUUAACAUACCCCAACCAGAAGCCAUGGAUUACAGGAAACAUCCGCACUGAGCUAAAGGGUAGAGCUGCCGCUUUCAAGGAGCGGGACUCUAACCCGGACGUUUAUAAGAAAUCCCACUAUGCCCUCUGACGAACCAUCAAACAGGCAAAGAGUCAAUACAGGACUAAGAUUGAAUCAUACUACACCGUCUCUGACGCUCGUAGGAUGUGGCAGGGCAUGAAAACUAUUACAGACUACAAAGGGAAGCACAGCCGUGAGCUGCCCAGUGACACAAGACUUCCAGACGAGCUAAACCACUUCUAUGCUCGCUUCGAGGCAAGCAACACUGAAGCAUGCAUGAGAGCACCGCUGUUCCGGAUGAAUAUGUGAUCACGCUCUCCGUAGCCGACUUUUAAGCAGGUCAACAUUCACAAGGCCGCAGGGCCAGACGGAUUACCAGGACGUGUACUCCGAGCAUGUGCUGACCAACUGGCAAGUGUCUUCACUGACAUUUUCAACAUGUCCCUGACUGAGUCUGUAAUACCAACAUGUUUCAAGCAGACCACCAUAGUCCCUGUGCCCAAGGACACUAAGAUAACCUGCCUAAAUGACUACCGACCCGUAGCACUGACGUCUGUAGCCAUGAAGUGCUUUGAAAGGCUGGUCAUGACUCACAUCAACACCAUUUUCCCAGAAACCCUAGACCCACUCCAAUUUGCAUACCGCCCCAACAGAUCCACAGAUGAUGCAAUAUCUAUUGCACUCCACACUGCCCUUUCCCACCUGGACAAGAGGAACACCUACGUGAGAAUGCUAUUCAUUGACUACAGCUCAGCAUUCAACACCAUAGUGCCCUCAAAGCUCAUCACUAAGCUAAGGAUCCUGGGACUAAACACCUCCCUCUGCAACUGGAUCCUGGACGUCCUGAUGGGCCGCCCCCAGGUGGUAAGGGUAGGUAACAACACAUCUUCCACACUCAUACUCAACACGGGGGCCCCUCAGUGGUGCGUGCUCAGUCCCCUCCUGUACUCCCUGUUCACCCAUGACUGCCUGGCCAGGCACGACUCCAACACCAUCAUUAAGUUUGCCGACGACACAACAGUGGUAGGCCUGAUCACCGACAAUGAUGAGACAGCCUAUAGGGAGGAGGUCAGAGACCUGGCCGUGUGGUGCCAGGAUAACAACCUCUCCCUCAACGUGACCAAGACAAAGGAGAUGAUUAUGGACUACAGGAAAAAAAAGAGGACUGAGCACGCCCCCAUUCUCAUCGACGGGGCUGUAGUGGAACAGGUUGAGAGCUUCAAGUUCCUUGGUGUCCACAUCACCAACUAAAUAUCAUGGUCCAAACACACCAAGACAGUCGUGAAGAGGGCACGACAAAGCCUAUUCCCCCUCAGGAGACUGAAAAGAUUUGGCAUGGGUCCUCAGAUCCUCAAAAAAUUCUACAGCUGCACCAUCGAGAGCAUCCUGACUGGUUGCAUCACGGCCUGGUAUGGCAACUGUUCGGCCUCCGACCACAAGGCACUACAGAGGGUAGUGCGUACGGCCCAGUACAUCACUGGGGCCAAGCUUCCUGCCAUCCAGGACCUCUAUACCAGGCGGUGUCAGAGGAAGGCCCUCAAAAUUGUCAAAGACUCCAGCCACCCUAGUCAUAGACUGUUCUCUCUGCUACCGCACGGCAAGCGGUACCGAAGUGCCAAGUCUAGGUCCAAAAGACUUCUCAACAGCUUCUACCCCCAAGCCAUAAGACUCCUGAACAGCUAAUCAUGGCUACCCAGACUAUUUGCACUGCCCCCCCACCCCCACCCCAUCUUUUUACGCUGCUGCUACUCUGUUAAUUAUUUAUGCAUAGUCACUUUAACUCUACCCACAUGUACAUAUUACUUCAACUACCUCAACUAGCCGGUGCCCCCGCACAUUGACUCUGCACCGGUACCCCCCUGUAUAUAUAGCCUCCCUACUGUUAUUUUAUUUUACUUCUGCUCUUUUUUUCUCAACACUUUUUUUGUUGUUGUUUUAUUUUACUUUUUUAUUUAAAAUAAAUGCACUGUUGGUUAAGGGCUGUAAGUAAGCAUUUCACUGUAAUGUCUGCACCUGUUGUAUUCGGCGCAUGUGGCCAAUAAAAUGUUAUUUGAUUAAUUAUAAUCCACAUAAUAAUUCGCAUUUCUUGUUACCGCAGGAUUAUUUUCCUACUGUAGUAAACUGGCUCAAAUUAAGAUCCUACAUCUGUACUGUGCUACUGUGUCAGGAUCUAUAGCAGGGGUGUCAAACUCCACGGAGGGCCUAGUGUUUGCGGGUUUUUGGUUUUUCCUUUCAAUUAAGACCUAGAUAACCAGGUGAGGGGAGUUCCUUACUCAUUAGUGACCUUAAUUCAUCAAUCAAGUACAAGGGAGGAGCGAAAACCCGCAGACACUCGGCUCUCCGUGGAAUGAGUUUUACACGUGAUCUAUAGCGUUUGUUUGACAUACGGGUUGCUGUUAUUCACGUAUAAAACCAUGAACCAUUGCUGUGUCCUCCACAGGUCUUCUCUUAAAACCCAGUACAUCUUAGAUAGGCUACAUGUUGACUUAUACUGACUCUUGUUCUCCAUUGAGUCUGAACCAUGUCUUUGCCCCUAUCUAGGUCUACUCCUAAAACCCAGUACACAGGCUGCUCCGUCCACGAGAACAACAACGGACAGGCGGCCUUCGAGAACCCCAUGUACAACACCAGCGCCAAGUCGGUGGAAGGCAAAGCUGUCCGGUUCGACCCCAACCUGAACACAGUCUGCACAAUGGUA